Molecule: messenger RNA, 46612 nt
Organism: Podarcis lilfordi (Lilford's wall lizard)
Lineage: Eukaryota; Metazoa; Chordata; Lepidosauria; Squamata; Lacertidae
Source: the annotation of a GenBank genome assembly
CUCAGGGAAUGCAUGCUGCUAGACAGCCCCCCACCCUCCCUUGCCCCGUAACACACAUCACUGGGCAGCUUGGCAGAAGGACAUCAGUGAUUCAGAAGGUCAUUAGGAUCGUGCAAUUCCAAAGCUUGCACAGGAGAGGCCCAGGGAAAGAAUGUAAUACAUGGGGUGGGGUGGGCAUUGGGAAGAACAUAGAUGAACCUUGUUGGAUCAAACCAAAGUGCUAGCAUCCUGUUCUCACAGUAACAACCAGGUGUGCCAAUGGGAAGCCCGCAAGCAAGAACUGAGUGCAACAGUGCUCUCCCCACUUAGGAACAAAGGAAAUUGCCUUCCACCAGGUCAGACCUUGAUCUAUGGAGCUUGAUAUUGUCUAUACUGACUGGUGGCAGCAGCAGCAACUCUCUAGGGCUUCAGGCAGGGGACAUGCAAUAGCCCAUCUAGUCCAGCAACCUGUACGUUUAUUUUGUGUGCCCUGAUUCCUCCAAUAUUCAGCUUCAUUGGGUAAUGAUAAAGAACCACCAGAAGAAAGAACACCAGGGACCCUUAAGCUGCCCAUCAGCAGCUAGUAUCUGACAGCAGACUAAGAAGACACACACUUCACCUGGACCUUCCCCACUAUGUGUAUGUCUGUUUACAUUGAAGUAUUUAUAAAUCUGCAUCUAAAUGCGUACGUCAGAACCUGCACUUUAUGUCAAACACUUCCUUUGGUGACAUUUAAGCUGCCAGCUGAGAUGCACUCAUUCCUACUGACUAUGGCCUCUCUAAAGCUCUGUUAAUCCAUGAUUCUGCAGAGCCACCAGCAUGCAACAUCAUGUACAGGAUGCACCCCUGACCAAUGGCCUUGAACAAAUCAGAGUACACCAGACAUUGAGGAUGACAUUCAGGACAAAACACAUUUCAUACUGUCUUGUGUGCAAUGAUGUGGCAAGUUCUUAGCACCUGGAUAGCAGACAGAGCAAGCUCAGGUCACCUGUGUGCAGCCUUUCACACCGUGUGUAUUUCUUAUUCAGAGUUAUUACUUCUAAAUUUGCAUCUGCACAUAUAAAUUAGCAUAUGCAAAUUGGUGUCCUCUUUUGGGGUGUUGCAUUUUCUCUUUUAUUUAUUUUUUUGGCAAUGCAUAAGUGGCCAUUGAGCUACUAGUUGGCUAGGGCGGCGGAGAUUCAGUGCGCAGUAAGUAUGGUCUCAUGAAAUGUGAGCUACAAAUUUCACACAUCUGUAGAUUUAGGAUCCCUCCAGACUGGUAUUUCUUUGCUUCGUUUUUAAACAGGUGUAUUCCGCAGCACGCCAUGGGUGGUGCAUUAAUGGUGGAAUUAUACUGAACUGUCUGCACAUCAUUCUGUUUUAUUAGCUGUCCUGUAAUGUACUCCCAAUGUUACUGCAUUACUGUUGUCUGGAGGGGCACCUUUAUGCUAAAGCACAACAAAAACACCCCUGUCUCAACCCAUUUAUGAUAUAAACCUUUACAUGAUUUCAGCAGGAGGUUACAAUGUGUACAGCGACCGGAAAUGAAGCUGUAUGUCAGCCCCCAAACAUUUGCAGGCACAAGCAUUAUUGAAAGCUGCCCAAUACCAUCUUAAGUACAUAUUGUCAUGAAUGCACCAUAAAAAGCACACCUCAAGGGGCCCUUUAAAAAAAUUGAACUCCCCCAAUAUUUGUUUGCUUUGCAUAGAGAGGUGGAAUCUAAAAGCUGAAAUCUAUAAAUGUUUAUUCUAAUUGCAGCUUAAAUUGCGCAAUGGCUCCCCCCUCUUUCCUCUUAAGGAGCUGUUCACCAUACCUAGAAUAAACCUACUGAAAUUAAUGGACACGACUAACCACAAGACCUGUUGAAUUCAAAGCGACUUGCUUCCAGGUAAAUAAGGUUGGGACUGCAGCCUAACAUAGGUCCAUUAAACUCAGUGGGUCCUGUCCAGUGCUUUUUUUCUGGGGGGGACGGGACACGCAGGGGUAUGCAUAUCCCUAAACAUUUUGUGAAUCUAAGUUUGGCCUCAUUGAGGGGCAGUAUUUCAAUAUGAAUAGGAAAAUGCGAGUACCCCUAAACAUUUUUUUUAUUAGAAAAAAAGCACUGGUCUUUCUUGUCUGAGUAGAACUUAGUUGGGUACAGUUCAUGUUUUCCUAUUUUCUCUUUGCCAAAUUUAAAUAAAAUACUCUGUGUGGGUGGAACCAUGGCAUAUAUAUGAUAUACAAAGGAAAAUUUUAAUUCUGUUGUUACCUUGGUAACAUAUUUUUAACAUAUGGAUGUGUGUGCAUGUAUACACUCUGCUCCCCCACAGAUAUAAUGGUUGUGCCCGGUUCAUUUAGCAAUCUGCCCUUCAGGAAGAAAGAUCAGGAAUACGACAGUCAUUAUAACGCAAUUAUCAGACGGAACCAGGAAUGGCUCUGGCAAUAUAACACAGUUAUCCAUAAUUACUUCAUUCAUAGAGACUGCCUCCUUCCAUAUGCCCUAUUAUGAUACCUGAGAAUGCCUUCAUUUUGAUACAAUUUAUGCAUUGGACUCUUUCUUUAAAACAAAAACCAAUGGCUAUUUUCAUUUUAAAAAUACAUACAAUUAAAAAUGCAUACAACUGCAAUUGCAAUAAUUAUUUUUACCUGAAAGGAGGGAUUGCAGUUGAAAGAAAUUUAACUGUGCAAUCCUAUACCUGUCUCCUCAGAAGUAAGCCCACUGAAAUUCAGUAGAGACUGCCCUGCUCCUACAUAAGGGGGUUUAGGUCUGCAGCCUGAAUGAUAUUUAGGAUUGCCUUACAUAUUUCUUUGCAUGUUUUCAUUUCAGUAUAACAUGAAAGAGUCCCAAUUAUCCGUAAGCUUGGAAUAUCUAUUGUCCUAACAGUCUUAGAAAGGGAGUAAUUUUCAUCAUUCUCAAAGUAUGUCAGGAAUUUUGAAGCCAGUCUCCCAUUGCAGGGUUUCUUCUAAUGCUCUGCAAUGAAUAUCCAAGCCAUGAUAAGCAUGCUGUUAAUCAAACACUGACCCUGUUUUUAAAUAUAUUCUUCCCAGCUAGAAAACUUCACGUCCUAAGGGGACCAUUUCUGUUGUUCUCUCUUGAAAAUUCUAACAAAAACCUUGAUGAAACAUUACAUAUUUGCAUAUGUGUCUAAGCCAGAGGUGGGGAACCUGUGGAGGGUUGGUUCCUGUUGCCUAGUCCAAACAUUGGGGUUCAUCUCCAAAGGACUGUCUGCUCCUGCAGGGUGCCUGCCUACUCUUUGAGAACGGGUUCAAAGGCUUUGCCCUGGGCGCCAGGAUAUUUGUGAUAUGAACUAGGGCCUUUACGCUGGUGGCAUCCUAGGCAUGGGCGUAGCUAGGAUUCUUGUUGGGGGGGGGGGGACAGGCUUUUAUGUGGGGGAGCAGAACAUCAGAUUUGUAUUGAUUUUGAUUGAUUGUGGGGGGGGCAGCUGCCCACCCCCCACGCUACACCCAUCCAUGAUCCUGGGCGCAUCGUUUGCGGCAUUCAAUGGAGGGCCUCCUCUCAAUGCUGCAAUGCUACCCAAGGCUGUUCGCGUGCACGCGUGUGCCCAGGCUCUCAAGCUGAGGUAUGCAACACCAGCAGCCUGCACGGUCGUCCUGACUUCGCUUGAGUAGGAGCUUCUGUGCUUUCUGCUCAGUCUUUACAGGCUUCCGACACUCUUGACCUCAGUGACAGAUCUGGGUAGUUGAAUGCUACAGUCCACUAUCCUCAGCAGCAGCAGCAGCCUACCUUGCAGAUCACAACCCAACCCAGGAGGCGGGUGACCCUGAUUUAUUAGCUUUCUCCUCUGACUCCAGGUAAGCUAACCCUGAGUUGCAGAGCACCCCCACCCUCUCUGUGCCAGCUAAUCAACCCUUAGCUGUAGAGACACCCCCUCCCCCCGAGCGCGUACACCCACUCUCUCUCCCCCCCCCUUUUCCGGGCGCGCGCGCGCGCGCUCAUUAAAGAUACCGAAGCGCGGCUCGCGGACAGAACGUAGCGGGAGUCAGGGGUGGCGGCGGGGGAGAGAAAGGAGCUCCGCGGCACGCGCACGCGCAUUCCCUCCCUCCCUCUUUCUCUCUCUCUCUCUCUCUCUCACACAUACACACACUCAACCCUCUACACCUACUUCACCUGGCGAGCGGGCGCAUGCGCGCCCUCAUUCUUCUCCUCCGUUUAUCGAGGCGCGCGAGCCUCGCGGGUGCGCGUCCUUCCCCCCCUCCCUUCCUCCGGUCUCGUUCCCCCCCUCCAGUCUCCCCCGCCCCCUCAGCCGAGCCAGGCUGCUGCUGAGGCGACAGAAGCAGCCAGCCCGCCCGCUCGCCUGCCCACCAGACCAGCCCUGCCUUGCCCUGCCCAGCCCAGCGGGAGUGGGUGGGUGCGGGGGUUACCCCUUGCCGUUGCCGCCGCAGCCGCCGCGAGGCCUUGGGCCCUGGGCGCGGCCGACGUGGUAGUGGUGGGGGCUCCGACGACGCGGGAGUGGUGAGGCGGCGGCGGUUGGGGAGCUGGGCCCGGCGUUGGCAUGAGGUAGCUGCGGCUCGGAAGGAGGAAAAAAAGGUGAGGGGGGGCGCACGGCAGAUGAUGGCGGGGGGCGGGCAGCCGCGGGCGGCGGCAUGAUUUGGGUCUGUCAGAACUGAGGGGACGAAGAGGAGGAGGGAGCGCAGUGGCGGCGGCGGCUUGUGUGAGGGACACACGGCGUGUGGGCGGGGGGAGCGGAGAGCUGACAUCUUGGACGGAAGGGCUCUGCGGGGAGGGGGGCCUGGCUGUUUUUGAGCGGGGUGUGUUAUUGUGUUCUAACCUGUGUUAUCAUCGCGAGUGAGCGAGUGAGGAUGAGCAGGGAUUGGGGCGUGUUCGGUGUGUGGGGUGGGCGGGCCAGGAUCUUUUUAUGUUUUUUUUUUUUGGCAGGGUGGGGGUUGGGCGGGAGGAGGGGAGAAAUCUGGUUACGUUGCUUGUGGUUAUGAAGAGUUGUGGGGGUAUCUGGGAGCGGGCGGCAGAGGAGCUUGUGGGUAGAGGUAAAGCUUGGGCCUGGGGGUUUGCCCGGUUGUUGUGCGCAUGGGAGGCAGCCAUGGAUCUUAUUGCCGUGUUGUGACGGGUGGGAAUUUGGGGGAGAGGAGCCGGGGUGGGGGUCUGGUUAUUUGUGCGUGGAAGUAACAGGUCAUGGGGAUAUCGUAGAAAAGUAUAGGUUGGGGGAUCAGGAUAGGGUGUCUGUAUGGGUGUUUUAUCAAUAAUAAUAAUAAUAACAAAUCUACAGUAUGAUAAGAGUAGGUGGCGUUGAGGGGCAGUGGCUUGGACAGCAGGAGGCUGUUUGAGGGACGGGGUGGGCCAAUGGGGGGGUUGAUUAUUGUGUGGGGUGUGUGGUAGACUACAGUGGGAGAGGCAGUAGAUUGAGAUGUAAGUGUGGGAAGUUUGGGCAAGGACUGGGUGUGUUGAGGGGCAGAAACUGGAGGAUCAGGAGGGAUGGGCUGUGAAGAGGAUGAGGAAAAGGUUGAGGCCAGUAUUGCAGUACAUGGUGGAAGGGAGUAAUCUUAAUAUAGGAAAGCGUAGGAUAUUAAACAGUAGUGUUGCUGUCUUAAUCACCAUUAAUGUCAUAUUGUGCUGUGUUUAUUGUCCAUGCUAUUUAUUACAAAAAUGAAUUGUCUGAUGGGUGUCAGGUUCAUGGAUAUGUGUAAGGCAGUGUCUGCUGUGAAGAGAGACUGGGCUGUUAAGGAUCUUUGUGUGUGUUUUUGUGCGGGGAGGUGAAAGUGACAUUAUGGGGUGAGAACUGGAGCAGAAGCAGGGGGAACAGAAGUUUAUGGUCUACUAAGGAAGAUGUGGAAAUGUAUUGGGGAGAGGUUAAGGCAAUAGGCAGCACUGGGUUUACUACUCCUACACACAUAUAUAGUUACUGGGUAGAGUGGGAGAAGGACUGAAGGCAACUGAAAAAAGCUAGGGAGAUACUUGGAAAAGGGAGAGGCGGGUGAGACAGCAAAAAGGAGGAUGUGACAGAUGAGGAAGAAGGUGCUGAAGGGAUGUCCUUUGUUGUCUUUGUUGGGGAGCAGCACUCUGCCUGGAAAAGGUAGGCUGAGGCACCUUUUGUUUGCUACCUUGGCCCUGGCAUGUGCCAGAGUUUGCUGGUGAAGAAGGGUAAGGAAGAUGUUGGUGGAAGGACCUUUCUGUUCUGUCCUCUCCCUUUAUCCUCUUGCCUCCAGGGUGUCUGGUGCUUCUGUUCAUCUCAGCUAACCGAUCAUCCUUCUUAAGAGUAGGAUGAAGGAAAGAGAUGAGGCUAUGACAAGAAUGGGAAACCCUAGGCCUUCUGCCUUCUGUUGCCUUCAUUCCCUGCUGUGCCUCCUUCAUUUCAAUUGUUAGAGAAAUCAUAUGAGAAUAGGUUUUUCCUUCCAGCAAUUUGCCUGGUACCUGUCUGUAUUGUUAGGCUGUUAACAUGCUGGAGAGGUGUCUGGAGCAAGACUAUGACUACAAGUGUGAUUUGUAUGUUCCCUUUCAUAUUGUAGGGCUGAAAGAGUAGCUUUAGCAUGUUCUCUCUCAUAUAUAUAUAUAAAAUGCGCAUCAAAUGAAUAUUAGAAGGGGGAAAGAAUUCAGACUGAGAUUUACUGUAAUUGCAGAGCAAACCAUAGCAAUAAAAAACCUCCAGUGCUUCUGGGACAACAGAAUUUGUAUUUGAUACUGUACAUGUGAGCCUAUUAUGUGUAUGAGUGCUAGACUGGGUUUCUUUUAUUUUUGUUUCAGAUGGCGGAUGUUGAUGUUUGUGCUGGUGGGGAUAGCACCAGAAGAAAAAUGGAUGCUCUAGCAGAUAGUGCAGCUGAGAUCGUUCCGUUGGAGCUCUAUGAUUCAGCUCGAGCAAAAAUAGCUGCUAAUCUACAAUGGAUCUGUGCUAAAGCCUAUGGAAUAGGUAAAAAUCCCCAUUGAGUGAUUAUUCUUUUAUCUCUCCCCUUUUGCUUUCCCCCUGUCUUGCUCUCUCAGCUGUUAAAUGGAUUUGAAAUGAUCUGUGUUUUACAUAUCAAUCAUGUGCCAAACCGAUUUGCCUGCUUGCCCUAUUCCCAUGUUUUUAGAUCCCAGGAUAUUAAUAAGUGCUUGGUAGGAACCUUGUCAGUGUACAUCCCUUUUCCUCAUUGUGAAUGGUUUGUAGAAGUGCAUAUAACUGUGUUUUUGUUUUUGUUUCAUGAAAUAGUGCUCUCUCACACAGAACCUAGACCUACAAAGGCUGAGCUCUUGAAGGCCCUUAAAUCCUUAUUAUUGUGUGAUUCAUUCUGGCAAUCCUUUAGAUCCUUGCUGCUACCUUUUUAUGGAGCAUAGCUGAUUAGAGAAUAAGAAUCUUGUGGCUUCUGUAUCAUAUUGUAGAUAUUUCACUCAUCUAUUUUUUAACCAAGGCUGCUGUAUUCUAGAACAUAGCAGUGAGGCAGCAUUCAUUUCUUUGCAUAACAUUGUGGGUAAUGAAUAUGAAUAGAUGGGAUAGAAAAAAAUCUUGUUUGAAACUUUAGUUUUAUUUCUACGGUCUUCUGAAGCACUAUUACCAUCCAGUGUGUUGUAUUAAAGUAGAUUCUGCUUUGUCUACUUUGAGUUCUUGGUUUUUGUCAUUUGUGCCAGGAUUUUGGCUGCAUAUCGGUAUUAUACUUUUAACUGAAACAAAAUGUAACAUGUAGAAAAUUAGAUAGCCCUGUUAAUCUGACUAAUUUGCCAAACUCUAAUAUGCUUAAUGGAUUAACAUUAGCUUGUGUUGUGUUAGUGCUAAGUAAUACACUGUAUUCCUGCAAUCACAUGGCUUUGGUUUGUUUUCAGCUUUUAGAAUGGGGAUGAUUGUUCAUGUGGCACAGCAAAAUUAGGAGCUUUGAGCAAGUUUUUGGUUCACUUCUUCUGUUUAUGAAAGUAUACUAUAAUUUCAAUUAGCAGCAAAGUCAAAUAAUAUUCUAUCAUAACACAAGCUGUGACUGCAGUUUAAAAAUUAUAACUGGACACUAAAGUAAAUAUCUACAAUUUCGUUUUUGUGGGUUUUUGAAUUAGCUUAUUUUGGUAAAAAAAAUAGUAUCGUGCAGCCACUAACUGGUCUACUUUGGGUAGAGCACAUUUGUUGCAUGGCCUGUGUUUGUUUAAAACCUCCAUGGGAACUAGGCUUGGGCAGUCAUGUGUGAUGGCAAGUUCUAGACAUAUCCAUACUUGGCGUCAAUAUUAAUGCCAGAUUCCCUUAAUUGAUUUCCUCACCUUUAAAAAAGUCUACUAAUUCUGUAAACAAGUAUAGAGAUUAGGCUAAUAUUCCUGUGUUUUGCAUAUGAAACCAGCCAUAAGCAGGUUAAUAUCUUUAAAUUUCAGUGUUAUCCUCUAAUACAAAUGAGAAGCCUUCUAGUCCUUCUAGUUCUUAAAUGACUUGGAUUGCUUCUCAGAAUACCUGGUAGUAAUACAGUAUUGCCUCAAAAUGAGCAUACCUGUAAAAAAUGUCAAUUGUACUCAAGGCAUAUUCAUCUAAUUUCAUAUAUGCUUCAUCUCAUCUAACUUAUUUGUAAGGCAUGGGUUCUGCUUAUGCUGGAGAGCACAGUUGUUCAGUGUUGCAAAGGGCAUUAGCACUUGGUGGGGGUGAAAGGAAGGAGAUGGAAAUAUGUAAAACUUGACCAGUGCUAAAGGUCUUGGUAAGUGCCUCAUUCUGUACAAACUUCAUUUGUAUGCAAUGUCAUCUUCAGGUGAGGCCUUGCUUCAGCUUCCUUAAGUAUUUGAAGCCAGUUUUAUUGUUUCCCUUGAAGCUGAACCUUCUCUUUGGUGGUGCCUUUCCUGUGCAGCAUCUCAAGAGAGGCCCAUUCUGCUGAAGCUUUUAGUAAAUCUGACAAAGCGAAAACAUUUCUGCUGUCUUUUGGGAGAUAAAAUUGACCUGUGUCUUGAUAAUGGUGGUGUUUCUAUUUUAGUUGUUAAGUUUUUAUGGAGUUUUAAGUUGUUUUGAUUGGUUCUCUCUUAUUGCAGCUUAAACUGCUUUGCAUUACUAAUAUUUAAAUUUGUAAGGCAUUUUAGAAGGAGCUUUUUACUGCAUUAGGUGGUAUAUAAGAGCCACACACCCCAAAAAUCAGUACAGUGGUACCUCGGUUUUUUAACGUAAUCCGUUCCGGAAGACUGUUCGAGUUCUUAAACGUUCGAAAACAGAAAACAGCUAGGCCUCAGGAUCUUGCACUCAGCAGAAGCCACGUGGCAUGUUCAACUUCUGAGGCAUGUUCGAAAACUGAAGCAUUUACUUCCGGGGUUAGGGCGUUUGAAAACCAAAAUGUUUGUCAAUGGAGAACCACUGGACUAUAUUGUACUUUUUGAAGGCGCCUGAAACACUUUAGUUCUAUAUCUCAACUAAAAUGUGAGGCUUAAGUUUAGUUUAGUUUAGUUUAGUUUAGGCUGAUCCCUUCUAAUUAAUUAUAGAAUCACAGAAUUGUAGAGUUGGAAGAGACCCCAAAGGUAUCUAGUUCAACCCCUUACAAUGCAGAAAUCUCAACUAAGGCACCCAUGAUAGAUGAUCAUCCAACCUCUGCUUAAAAACCUCCAAAGAAGGAGAGUUCACCACCUCCCAAGGGAGUUUGUUUCACUGUCAAACAGCUCUUACAGUCAGAAUGUUCUUCCUGAUGCUUAGUCAGAAUCUUCUUUCUUGUAACUUGAAGCCCUUGAUUUGGGUCCUGUCCUCUGGAGCAGAAGAAUAAUUAUGAUAUUAAUUAGUUAAUUAAUUAGCUUAACAAGUUAACUGUUUAUAUUUGGACAACUUUUCUGAUGUACUUUAUUGGAAGAAGAAAAAUAAUAAUUUCCUUAAUAAUAAUUUAAACAAUUUAUGUAACUAAAACAAAAACAUAAUAGCAUAUGUAUCAAUGUUUGUAAACUGAUGUGGUUAAACAAUUUUUCAAAAGAAAUAUUUUAAGCACACAUGAAAAACUGAAAACAAAUCCUUAUUUCCUGAUGAAUAGCCUUUGGACUAUAAUGUACAGUGGUACCUCGGGUUACAUACGCUUCAGGUUACAGACUCCACUAACCCAGAAAUAGUACCUUGGGUUAAGAACUUUGCUUCAGGAUGAGAACAGAAAUCAUGCUCCGGUGGCAUGGCAGCAGCAGGAGGCCCCAUUAGCUAAAGUGGUGCUUCAGGUUAAGAACAGUUUCAGGUUAAGAACGGACCUCUGGAACGAAUUAAGUACUUAACCUGAGGUACCACUGCCACUUAUAAAAAACUAUCUUUAGAAAUAUUUUCUCUCCAAAAGCAUUUUAUUUCUAAAAUCCAAUUUAAUUUUUUUUUUAAAUCCGUUUUUUAAAAAAAAAUCAUUGAUUUUUAUCCACCCUGAGUUUGCUUCAUCUUGCAUAUCACAGCCCUUAGGAUAUUUGAAGAUGGCUAUCAUAUCUCCUCUCAGUCUCCUCUUCUCCAGGCUGAAUAUAGUAAACUCCCACAACCAUUCCUCAUAAGCCUUGGUUUCCAGACCUUUGAUCAUCUUGGUUGGCCACCUCUGCACACAACUCAGCUUGUCAACAUACUUUUUAAAUUGUUGUGCCCAGAAUUGGACACAGUACUCCACGUGUGGUCUGACCAAGGCAGAAUAGUGGUACUAUUACUUCCCCUGAUCUGGACUUCUGUUGAUGUAGUCUAGAAUAGCAUUAAUUUAUUUUUGCUGCUGUAUCACACUGUUGAACUAUGUGAUGAAGGCAGAAAUGAUGCUUGGCCUUUGGCUGCUUUUAUGAGAACUGCUUACUUGAUCUGAAUGACGUCAUGCUGGCCAGGAAUUUUUUUUUAAUUAUGAUGCGCUUGCAUGUUUAGGAAUGUUGUACUGUGCUUUCUAGUGCAGGAAAUGUAGGCAUCCUGCAGAAGGAAAGCAAAGCCGGGGAAAGGACAGAAAGUUGGAGAAGCAAACCAGGGGAUCACUGAUGAUCCCCUGAAAUUGUUGUUGUUAUUUAUUAAAUUUGUCUACCGUCCUAUACUCACAGGUGUCAGGGUGGUUCACAGGAUAAAAUCAUAAUAUAAAACCACAAAAUACAUAAUCAAAAUAAAAGCAAUAACAACCCAAUAACCCCCCCACCCCCACAAUUGCAAAAGUGAACUAUGCUGUAGUCUCUCUUGUGCAGAUGCAGUGAGAACAAUUUCACUUGGAUAUAGAGCUGGUGGAUAAGGUACAAAUUUUAAAAUGCAUAAUAGAAUGAGGCUAACACCACAUGUUGCUGUGUAUCCCUGUUGUGUAUAACCUGAGGUUGCAAAAAAAUAAUAAAUUAAAUGCAAAAUCUAUGUUUAUCCAACUUUAAGUACGGUACUUCAUUUAUUUCUCAUGACUGCUAUGUUGCUUCCCCCUCUUUCUUACUACAUUUUUGCUUAAUAUGGUACGGUUUUUUUAAAAGCCUCAUGGCUAAACCCUAAUAAUUGUUACAAUCUAAGUAUCUUUUAGUGCAGUAAGUACAGGCAACUCCCCAUUUAUGUGGGGGUUAUAUUCCAAGGCACCAUUCAUUUAAGUGAAAUUAUGUAUAUUUGAAACACCCCACUCUGCCACUGUCCUGUUCUGCCCCUUUUUGUGACUUUUUCACCUCAAUUCCAGUUUUGGCGCAAUGCACAUGUUUAUGGUCGCACACAUAUCAGACAUGCCUAAAACCUUUGCUGCCUAUACUGUAUCUCUUUGUGCCAACAUGUUAAUUCUCUAGAUCAGCCUUUCUCAACCUUUGGUCCCCAGGUAUUAUUGAACUACAACUCCCAUCAUCCACUACCACUGACCAUGCUAGCUAGGAGUUGUAGUCUGAAAACAUCUAGGGACCCAAGGGUGAGAAAGGCUGCUCUAGAUGUUAAUAGACUCCAGGUCCCACUAGCCACUGUCUGCAUAGCUAGUGGUCAGGUAUGAUGUGAUUUUUUUUAGUCCCAACAGCUUCUGGAAAGCCACACAUUGGCUGCAUCUUAUUUCAGCUAGUGAUAUUGCUCACAUGAUAUUUAUCACAAGUAUUUCUUUUUAAACAAGAUAUGCCUGUUUGCUUAGAGCCUCAUUGAGGAAAUAGACUUAACUCACAUAUAAGUGUAUAAGCUUGCAGUUUUUGGCUCUGUUAUCCUGGUUGGCUACUUCAGAAAAUGAGAGUAGAAGUGUUUGUGGAAAUCUGAAUUAGUGAAGCUUCAGGUUGGGACUUUAUUUAAACCAUAUGUUCUGAGUCUCAGCUCCUUGGUUUUCACAUGGUCUAGUUUAAAGUGUGCAUGGGGUAUAGGGGAUGUUAGAGGAAGGGGUAUCUGUGGUGGAAGACGUGUCAUGUUCUUUCUGGGGUAGUUUGUUCAUCUUGGUCCCCAUCCUGUACUAAGCUCUCAUCUGUGGCUCCUAGAAGCUGUCAGCAUGUGACAGCGGACACACUCUGGGAAUCACUUCAACUGGCUAGCUAAACCAGGUGAGAGUAGCCGAUGAGUGAGUUAGGGACAGGUUCCAGUGGACUGAGCAGAUGAGAGCAAUAGUGGGUCCAAUGGUUAUCAAGGCUGUUUCUGCAUGUGCUGUAGAGGGAAGUGAGGGGCAGAUGGGGCUCUUCAACCUGGGAAGGUAGCCCAUCUAGGAGAAGGAAAACUUGGAUCCUAAACCUCUGCUGUAUUGCAGGAUAUAUUCAAGAGAAGAAACAGUAAGAAGUAAAACCUACACAAAUCUGAAGUGCAGCCCCUAAGAAGGUUGGGUGGCACCUUGAAUGCCUCCUUCCAGCAAUUCCUGAAGCUAGGCUGGUGCCAAACGUGUUGUUCUCUCUUUUUUUUUUGGACCACAUCAGUGAGGCUGAGGGCUGGGCAGCCUAGGACUUCCAUAUACAAUGUGGACACCCUGGAGAGGUCACUUAGGUGCUGCUAACACAGAGGCUUGGGUGCACUCCAUUGUUUCAACACAGAUGAAUGCAAACAACAAGAAGUUUAAAGUAAGAAGUAGAUUUUAGGGCACACAGACUACAGUGCUUAUUGGAAUCCUCUUCUAAUCACAGUUGUACUCCUUGCAACACUUGUCUGCACAAUCUAUUGUUUUGGAUUCUUGGCAGGAGAUGAGAUUUUGUUUUAUGAAAAAAAUUGGAAAUAUAAAAAAGAGUUGCACCCAGGUGAUAGCUGCUCUCUGUAGACUGCUUUUCUUCUAUUUAUUAAUAUAUUAUAUCUAGGUUCUGACUUCAUUGGGACUUUGAUAACAUAAAAAAGGCUAACAGUAUAUAGAAGGCUAGAAAAGGAGGCUUGCAGUAUGUUGAAUGCUGUCAUAUAAACAAAGAUACAAUAAAUACUGUAUUUUUCGCUCUAUAGGACGCACCGGACCAUAGGACGCACCUUGUUUUAGAGGGGGAGAACAAGAAAAAUAAAUUAUCCCGCUCUCUGCUCAGCGCCCCUUCAGCGAAGCGGCAGGAGAAACGGAGCCCCUUCCAUUUCUCCUGCCGCUUCACUGAAGGGGCGCUGCGCAAAGAGGGGGCGAAUUUAUUUUUCUUGGUCUCCCCCUCGAGCACAAGGUGCGUUCUGUGCGUUCAACUGUGCUGCCCCCCAAGCUUGUGGGGCUGGCGGUGGGGGGAAGCGCUGCUUUCCCCUACCGCCAGCCUCGAAGAUCCAUGAAGCCUUCGGAGCGCAGCGCGAGUUCCCGCUGUGCUCCGCAGGCUUCGGGUACCUUGUCCUGAAGCCGGGAGAGCAAGACUCUCCUGGCUCCAGCGAAAGGAACCUGAAGCCUCCGGAACGCAGCAGGAACUCGUGGUGCAUUCCGAAGGUUUCAGGCGGCUAUUCCUGAAGCCUGGAGAGCGAGAGAGGUCGGUGUGCACCGACCCCUCUCACUCUCCAGGCUUCAGCGAAAGCAACGCGAAGCCUCCGGAGCAUGGAGGGAGCGCUCCCUCUGUGCUUUGGAGGCUUCGCGUUGCUAUCGCUGAAGCCAAGGAGCCUGAAUUCGCUCCAUAGGACGCACACACAUUUCCCCUUCAUUUUUGGAGGGGGAAAAGUGCGUCUUAUAGAGCGAAAAAUACGGUAUAUGUUUUGGUAGAGCAGGAGGAUUGUUUGUUUUUAGAAACUGUGAAAUGUAGGACUUUUGAUCCUUAUUUUAUACCAGUUGGAUUAUCAUUCUACUUAUAUUAAAAGGGGAAAGAGAAUUAAUCCUGGAUACAAAUGGAGUUCCUUUGUUGUCUUUCUAAAUCAGGUAGAUGCGGUUUGCUUUACUUGGUUCUGCUCAAACAAUGAAUUGGACCUGCUAACACUUCACUCUUCAAAUGUUUAUUAGGCUUUUAACAUUGUCGGUAGCAAUAAAGUAUUAGCAUGAAGACAAAAUGUGCUCUACAGACAUCUGAAGACUAGAAUAUAUACUUCUUGGCUGAAAAUAGAUUGGUUUUAAAAGGCAAUCUUGUGGGCUUCAUCUACUGAUAGCUGAGAUUUGCCUAAGAGGUAAGAUUGGAACUUGAGACUGGUAGCUUUCAUUAUCCGAACCAAUGUACAGUAUUACAUUAUCUGCAAUGUGCAUCAUAUGAGGAACUACUAAGGAGCAAACAUAGAUAUCUGUGCUCACCUGGAACAUUGACUUUCUGUGUAAUUGGGCAAUUAGAAUAAGAUGCCAUUAUUUGGAUGCAAAAAACUUGUUUGCACUUGUCCUUAGGCUUGUUUCUGGGUGAAACAUUUUCAUGCUGCUUCAAGGGAACCAGCAUUCGUAAUUAGCCAGGGGCCAAUCACAUUUUGUGACUGGCAACGAGCCUUUUGUGAGGCAGUGGAGAUGUCCAGGUGCCAUUGUUUGGCGCCUAACAUCUCCACCUGGCUGACAUGGCACCAAAAGACAUGCCUCUUUCACUGCUGCCCUGUCCUGUGAAUCACCUGGUUGGUGGGGCAUUAGGGCACUAGAAGAUGCAUGCCUUUUGGUGCUGCCAUUCCAGCUCAUUGGGCUUCAGUGGCUCCCCUUCCUUCAGAAGGCUGGCACUCUUCACGGCUCCCUUGCUGCUGAAACAUCUGCAGUGCCAACAACUUCCUCUUCCUUUUUUUCUCAUUCAGUGGAGGCCACCUGGGCCCAAUUUUGUUGGGGCCAAGGCAGUUGAGCCCCAGAGUUAGUGGGCUGCUCCUGGUGGCGGUGGAGACCAGCGGCAAAGGUGACAGUGGAGGUGCCAACAGCCAUGGCAAGAGGCGCAGCCGAUGGUGUGCAGGUGCCUGACCCUCUGCUGCUAUAGAUUGGGGUUGCUGCCUGGAGCCCCACUGACACUGCAAAUGCGGAGCUGUUUGUUCUGCUGCUCCAACUUCCUAAACAGCUCCCACAUCUUCUGCAGUUCAGUGUAGGCCUGACUCCAAAUAACCCUGUGACCCUCUCGUUGCACAAGGCAGCAGCAGGAGUGAUACUGCUGUUGCCACCUUCUCCUUCUCCUAUUCUCUCUCUGUCAGGUGAAGCUUCCACCCUCCCUCUUCUUCUUCCCCUUCUCCAAUGCUGCAGGCCAGCUGUCUUCCAAGGUGGCCUAAGGAAGGUGGGCCACCUCUACAUGUCUGGGUGGGGAAGGCUACUCUCACUGCCACCCCGCGGCUCCUGUCCCAGAGGCCGGGUCCAGUCAGCCAGCUGCCACAGUGUUGGGGAAAGGGAAGAAUGUAUUAUUCUGAUGCAUCAUUCAGUCAUAAUGUGAUCAGCAUUUUUGGACUUUGUUCUGUUAUUUGAAUCUAACAUCAAGAUACUCCGGUUGAGACACUCCUAUUGAUAUGUGUUUCGUCUGCAGUCUUGUUUUGUAUUACUGAGGCUCAUUUCCUUUACUAAUGUGGUAAAAUGAGGUAGUAUCCUGACCAUGUGAAUAAUGCAUAAUAUGGACAAUAUGGACUAGAUAAAUUAAUCUGCUAUAUCAGGGCUUUAUAAAGCUCAAGUGACUUUCUAUUUCCAGCUACUCACUGCCCCCCUCAAGCCCUGUGUAGAGUUGUGCUUCGUUCAUUACCACAUGGCUUCUCUUCAAUUUUGUGUGAAACCUAAACUAAUCUAUUAGUACACUUGGAUUGUUACAUCUCUUGCAUGGAGAACUGUUUUUUUAAGAUGCAAUCCUAACUCCACUUAUCUAGGAGAAAGCCCCGUUGAAUUACUUCUGAGUAGAUAAGGUUACAACUACACUGUUAGUGCUUAUUUAAAACAUUUAUGUGCCAUCAUUCUACCUGAUAGCAAGCAUUCUAGGCAACUCAAAAUGAAACAUAACAUUAUAUUUUAUCACAGUUUAAAACAUACAAUUGCAACACAAAGCAUUAUUACCAAUCUGACAAUAUUUUAAAAUAAUAUCUAUUUUGCUGAGUGGUCAGGUAAUACUAGGUAGUAGGGUAGGUUGUUGAUUUUGCACAGACACAGGAAAACUUGUAAUACUGAUUAGGUACUUCCCAUCUCUAUCAGGCUAUACACUAUCAUUUUAUUUUCCUUGUUUAUAAAACAACUGAAUAGAUUUGAAAACUUUACAAAUCCUUGUUAAUGCUGAAAACUACUUUUGAAAUCUGUUGGUAGGAGUAACAAAAAAUAAGUAACUUGAAAUAAAGUUUUAGUACCGUAACUAGAAUUCCUAAAACUCAAAACUGCAACUUCCUUGGGAUUUUAGAAUAGUAUGGAUAUUGUCCUGCAUAAUUGUUGUAGUACUUUCAUGAGAAUUGGGUGAAACUAAGAAGCUAAUAGUUUUAUGUACAUAGCAGUUUCUGAAAACAAAUGUAACUCACUGGUGCUUUGCAUUGUACUUAUUCCUGGGAACCUUAUAGCAACUGAACACUAAUAAAAAUAAUCUGAGAAGGAUGAAAAAAUGUAUAAAAGGUCCUCAAGCAGCAGCUUCCUAUUCUUGAAUGAGCCCUGCAUUGGUAGACUUGGAGGUGGUGAGUCUCUCAUAAAGAAAUUUUGGUCAGAAAUUUUCAGCAAUACAGCUUGUGGAUUAUGCCAGCAGCAUAAGAAGAUCCUGCUGGAUCAGGCCAAUAGCCCAUUUAGUUCAGGAUCCUUCUCUCACAGUGACUGAACAGAUGCCUGAGGGAAACCAGCAAGCAGGAUUUGAGCACAAGAACACUCUCCCCUCGUGUGGUUUCCAUAACUGGUAUCAAUCUUGUUAGAUCUGACUCUGACAUUUCAAUCAGCAGUAGUCAUUCCCUCCAUGAUUUUCAGAGUAAACCUCCAUCUAGAAGCACUUGUAGUCUUUGCCUGCAUUUUGGACUUUAUAGAAGCAUAUAGCAAUUAUUUCCUGUUCCACUACAGCUCUCUAGGGCAUAAUCUGUCUGUUUGGUAAUGGUGUGUCAUUUCCCUUCAGGGUAAUGAUAAUAUAAAUUAUGUCUGUAUAUGUAAAAUAAGGUAUCCUGGGGAAAACCCUAGGAUAUUCAGCUGGGCUUGUGACCCUCAAGGGGUCAUUGGGUGUGCAUACAUGUAUCUUCAGAAGGUCAUCAGUGCUGGGAUUCUUGGAAUGUCAAUGGCUAUUGAAAGACAUGAAGCAUGUUCUGGAAUGUGUGCUCUGAAACUGCAAAUAGUAGCUCUAGAAGAAGUAAUAACAGAAAGCUGCUGAAUUCUGAUCAAAGCCCAGAUCAGUCAGAUAGGCUUUAUCAUUUUCUGGACUAGUGGAAUGAUAAACUACUUUAUGCAGUAAAGUGCUGUGCUCAGUGGGUGAAAGCAUAAUUGGACUAGAGGUAUCCUUGGCAAGAGAAAGAUGAGCACUUCUCCUGAAAUCUCUGCCUUGUUCUGAAGAUUGAGCUUUUACAGCCUGAUAAUGUGGACAGGAUACUUGGUAGUGGGUUAGGCUUACCACAUGUCAUUUGGCUCUUUGUUUAUCAUGGUUUGUGAGAGCUAAUUAAGAGGGAUUGACUGGAUGCUCAUUGUGGGAGGGAGCAAUUCCUACCAUUUUGAAAGAGGUAAUGCUGUGCUCCCUCCUUAAGAGGCCUUACCUGGACCCUGAGGUGGGUUAAAAAAAAGAUUAGCAACUAUUUUAUUAGCUCAUUUGACACACACUCCCUAGCCCUUAAUCCUCCAUAAAAGUUUUUGUCACUCUGUUCCAAAGAGAAUCAAGCACAAUAGCUGCACAAGCCUAGCCACACACCACGCAAGCAAGGUGCUAGUUUAAGGCUUGGCUCUUUUUGUCAUACAUAGAUCUGCUGAUUGAUGAAGCAGAGCUCCUCCUCCUCUGCAAAAGAAAGGCCCCCAAGAAGUUUCAGUCCUAGCCUAAGAAAGUGUAGGAUCUUUGAAGCUGCAUCGUCGUCAUCAGAAAGCUUGGUGGUCUCUGCUGGCAAAAGGAGUGGGGUGUGAAAAGCCAAACACAGGCCCACUGGUACCUUUGAUUUGAUCCAGGCCUCAGAGAUGGGCAGUUUGGGCAUCCUCUGCCUUAGUAAGUACAAUCAGGUGUUGGCUGAUGAGGAAGACAAGCAGCAAGCUAGCAAUCUCCACCAUCAAGUUAAUUCUGAGUUUCCAUUUGCUGCCACAAAACACAGGGUGCCCAUCCACGUAAAUGGGUCGCUGGUCUUCAUUUGCCAGGAAAAAGUCACAAUUGUUUUUCAGCUUGAUGAUGCCUUGCUUGUGGGAUAUUUUUGAGGCUGGCCCCUGCAGUGCUAGAUCCACACCAAUCUGAUUGUCUUUGGUGGCUCUGCCAAGUGUGAUCUUCCAUGGCUCUGCCAAGUGUGAUCCCCCAGGAGUGCCUAAGAUAAUGCACCACCCUUUCACGCAACACAGCCAAUGUCUGGUUAUCAAAAUCAGGGGAAGUCAUUCCUGUUAUACUGUCCACAAGCACCUGCCACUUAUGUAGCUCUUGCUCCAGCUGCUGGAGUUCAUGCUUCUGUCUCCAGUCUGCCUUGGUCAGCUCAUGCUCCAACACCUCAUCUCAGAUAUCAUUUGGUUUGCUGUCAUCUAUCAUGUAUUUGGCAUGAGACAGUUGAGCACCUGAUCCCCUUUGGGCAGUGGCUGCAAUGUUCCCAAGAGGUAGUACUGCUUCAUUAGUUUCCAGUGUGUUGGUAGGAUCUUGGCAGUGCAGGAGGGGUAGAAAACCUCUGGGUAUCCAUGGUGGGUUGGCUCCACUGCUUUGCUGAAGAGCACUUUACUCUGCAUAGAGACUAUGGCUUCUGGAUGCAACUGCUGCAUGGCCUGUCAAGACAGCUUUGAAAUCACAGGGUUAUAGAGCAGAGCAUGCCACCUCUUCUGGAUCUCCUGCAGAUUAAAACAGCAGUUGAACCCCCAAGUGCAAAGAGGUCAAGUCAUGGUCUGAAACACAAUGCUGAUCAACAGCAAGAUCAGUGGGUUUCCAGCGGCCCAAAUCCUUGGUGUCCUUCAAAGGCUGCUUGCACUUCUUCAUCAUCUGCUUGGUGAUGCUGGGAUUUGGAGCUGGGCUUGGAGUGACUUGUGCAGAUUUGGACACCUUCUUCUUGUCACUGGAAGAAGGCUCAUUGGCAGAGUAGUGCCCUGACUCCACCCCACUGGAGUUCUUGGCCUGGCUGGAUGAUUUGGCAAGACUGCUCUCUACAAGUUCAUCAUCAAACUUCAUCAUCAUGGCACCCAACACCUGUGAGGAGCUCAUUUUUUGCCCUUCCAGAGACUUGUCUUCAGAGUGACUCAUUGUGCUUGACACCGUCAGUCUGGAAUCCAGCAUGUCAUUCCCAAGUGUUAUAGGAAAGACGUGCUGGAUUCUCCUUUCUCUCUCUGACCUCCAUCUUGGAGAUGUGAACCUGAGGUGUUUUGAGAAGUACUGCCCAGUUGUGAAUAUCCCUUUUGAGGCACAAGGUAAUUGAGAUGGUAGUGGCUGGUUAAUUGCAGAUGUUCAUGGAUGAAAUAGAUUAUCUGAAACAAUUUCAGUCUGGGCCUGGUUAUGGCAUCAACAAAGCCUUGGUUGCUGAUUACCUUUACCAGCAGAGAGCAGGGGAGUGCUAGAUUAAGAGCUGCAGUUAGUGCAGAACAUGGCUACAAGGUUGCUGAGCUGUGUAGCUAAGUGGAAUCGUAUAGCACCAAUCCUUAGAAUGCUGUGCUAGUUGCUGUAACUGUUUCGUGUUGCUUUUACAUGUUUUUUAUGUAUACUGCCUUGAUAUUUUGCAAGAGUGCAGUAUAUAAAAACUAUAUAUACUACUCCUGAGGCCUCAAAUGGUCAGAUUCUAUUGUUCUGAUCUAGUGAGGCAGAAAUAUAUAACAUAGUGAUAGUCUAAUAAACAUGCAAAAAACGCAAAUGGUGUGUUGCUCUUGGUGGCUUGAAGAAUCCUGUAUGAUAGAAAUAAAACGUUUUGAAGACAUUGUAAAGUGGUUGAGGUCUGCUAGUUCACAUCAAGCCUUUACUUAGAAAUAAGUUCUGCUGAGUUCAAUGGAACCUGCUUCCAGUUAAGUGUGUUUAGAGAGCUUCCUGGUGCGUAUGUAUUAUUUGGAUUGGUGUUCCUCAUGCAUGCAGGUUUCUUCUAACUUCCCCAUCAAAAUAUGAGUACUGUACACAUUCUCCCCACACCUCCAUUAAUCCGGAUUUACCCUUUCCAGGGGAAAUCCAGUAAGUGGAAAAACCCUUGCUGCCAAUGUCCUGUUUGCAAUGUCUCAGCAACUCAAUGGCAAAUUAAGCCCCUGUCUGGAAGCACUCUCUGUUACAUCAAAUUAAAAAGGUUGUGUGCAUGUCAAAGCUAUUGAUAAACUACUGCAAACUUUCAGUGAGUAUCUCUGGUGUCAUUAGCAGUAUGCUAAUUUAAAAGAUGUUAGUGUUUUAAAUGUACAUUUUAGAUAUCAAGUUAUCAUAGUACAAUAAAGUUUAUUAUUUGAAUUUGUCAAUCUGUAAAACAUUUAAACUGUUAAAAAAAGAAUAAUAUUGAUAUACUGUUGGCUACGGUUUCAGGUUAGGUUGCUUUUACUCUUUCCUGACGAGGUGUUCUGUGGUUAUGAGAGGUUCAAGAUGACCAGAAAUAACCUGAUGUAUGUUCUGCUAACCAUUAUAGAUUAUUAUUUAUAUAGUGCUGGCUACACACAUAGUGCUUUACAAAGAACAGUUGCAACAAGGCAUUGCCUCAGUGGACUUACAAUCUGAAAUCGACACAGGGAAAGCAGAGGAAGGGGGAAAAUGGAGGCAAUAAUAUGUGAUUACUUCAAUUUCAUGUACUUUUGCUUGGUUACAAAAAGAACUUCCUGGAAAAAGAAAAGAGUCUUGUGGAGGAAGUUAAAGGAAAUGGGGGAGGUGGUCACAUUGAGGUAUUGGAUGACCGAGGGUAGUAGAGCCAGUUCACCCAAGGUCACAGAAAGGGACGUGUUGGGAAAGAAAUAAUUUUUUUGCAGCUACUAUAGUAAGUUGCUCAUCUAUGUUCUCUAAUAUUCUUAAAUGCCAGAAAGCAUUUCUGGCAAGCGAUGGGCUGCACCUCACAACGGUUGGGAGGAAUGUUUUUGCCAAAAAUCUCAGAAACCUCAUCAGGAGGGCUUUAAACUGACUAAUGUGGGGGAGGGAGACAGUGCUCCUGAAGGUAGGAGUCUAUCAAUUGAUGAAGAUGAUCAUCCAAAUGUCAUAGACCAAAUGGAGCAAACAGCACGCAGAACUAGUGGUGGGAGGAAAAAAUCCUUAAAUAAGAGACAUGGGGGAAUGAUUAAUGGACUUCAAUGUCUGUACACUAAUGCGCAAAGCAUGGGAAAUUAGAUGAGCUUGAGCUCUUGGUACAGCAAACUAAAUAUGACAUAAUAGGCAUCACUGAAACCUGGUGGGAUAAGUCCCACGAUUGGAAUGUAAUAAUGGAGGGAUACAAACUAUUUCAGAGAAACAGACCAGACAAGAAAGGAGGAGGAGUGGGGUUAUAUGUCAGGGAUGUGUAUACCUGUGAAGAGAUCCAAGAUUUAGAACCUCAAAGCCAAAGUGAGAGCAUUUGGGUCAAAAUUAAGGGAGAGAAGAAUAACAGUGACCUCAUUGUGGGAGUUUACUAUAGAUCCCCAAGCCAAACGGAGGACAUAGAUGAUGCCUUCCUGGAACAGAUGGCCAAGCAUGCAAAAGGAAGGGAGAUAGUAGUAAUGGGGGACUUCAAUUACCCGGAUAUUUGUUGGAUGUCAAACUCAGCCAAGAGCAUAAGGUCAAACAGAUUCCUCACUGGCCUUGCAGACAACUUCAUUGUCCAGAAAGUGGGAGAAGCAACAAGAGGAACAGCCAUUUUAGAUCUGGUCCUAACCAAUGAUGACCUGGUUAGUGGGGUAGAAGUGGAAGGAUCAUUAGGCGCGGGUGAUCAUGCUCUUCUGAAGUUUACUAUACAGCGGAAAGGAGCAGCCAAGCAUACUAGGACUCAAUUUCUUGACUUUAAGAAAGCUGACUUCAUAAAACUUAGGGAAGUGCUGGGUGAGAUCCCAUGGACAGUAAUACUAAAAGGAAAGGGAGUUCAUGAUGGCUGGGAGUUUGUUAAGAGGGAGAUAGUAAAAGCACAACUUCAGGCAAUACCAAUGAGAAGGAAACAUGGAAGGUGCCUAAAGAAGCCAGGGUGGCUAUCUAAAGAACUUUUAACUGAGUUAAGAUUAAAAAAGGAUGUGUACAAAAAUGGAAAAGGGGAAACCACCAAAGAGGAAUUCAAACAAAUAGCCAGCACGUGUAGACACAAAGUCAGAAAAGCUAAAGCACAGAAUGAACUCAGGCUUGCUAGAGAGGUUAAAAGCAACAAAAAAGGCUUUUAUGGGUAUGUUCGUAGCAAAAGGAAGAACAAAGAAACAGUGGGAUCACUCAGAGGAGAAGAUGGUGAAAUGCAAACAGGGGACACAGAAAGGGCUGAGCUCCUCAAUGCCUUCUUUGCCUCAGUCUUCUCCGAUAAAGAAAACAAUGCCCGACCUGGAGAAUUUGGAGCAAAUGAUUCAGCAGAGGAAACACAGCCCAGAAUAACUAAGGAGAUAGUACAAGAAUACUUGGCUAGUCUAGAUGUAUUCAAGUCUCCAGGGCCAGAUGAACUGCAUCCAAGAGUAUUAAAAGAACUGGCAGAUGUGAUCUCAGAACCACUGGCAGUCAUCUUUGAGAAUUCCUGGAGAACAGGCGAAGUCCCGGCAGACUGGAGGAGGGCAAAUGUUGUCCCUAUUUUCAAAAAGGGGAAAAGAGAGGACCCAAAUAAUUACCACCCAGUCAGUCUGACAUCAAUACCAGGGAAGAUUCUGGAGCAGAUCAUUAAACAGUCUGUGAGCACCUAGAAAGGAAUGCUGUGAUCACCAAUAGUCAGCAUGGAUUUCUGAAACAUAAGUCAUGUCAGACUAACCUGAUCUCAUUUUUUGACAGAAUUACAAGCCUGGUAGAUGAAGGGAACGCAGUGGAUGUAGCCUACCUUGAUUUCAGCAAGGCAUUUGACAAGGUGCCCCAUGAUAUUCUUGUAAAGAAGCUGGUAAAAUGCAGUCUUGACUAUGCUACCACUCAGUGGAUUUGUAACUGGCUGACUGACCGAACCCAAAGGGUGCUCAUCAAUGGUUCCUCUUCAUCCUGGAGAAGAGUGACUAGUGGGGUACCACAGGGUUUUGUCUUGGGCCCGGUCUUAUUCAACAUCUUUAUCAACGACUUGGAUGAUGGACUCAAGGGCAUCCUGAUCAAAUUUGCAGAUGACACCAAACUGGGAGGGGUGGCUAACACCCCAGAGGACAGGAUCACACUUCAAAACGACCUUCACAGAUUAGAGAACUGGGUCAAAACAAACAAGAUGAAUUUUAACAGGGAGAAAUGUAAAGUAUUGCACUUGGGCAAAAAAAAUGAGAGGCACAGAUACAAGAUGGGUGACACCUGGCUUGAGAGCAGUACAUGUGAAAAGGAUCUAGGAGUCUUGGUUGACCACAAACAUGACAUGAGCCAACAGUGUGACGCGGCAGCUAAAAAGCCAAUGCAAUUCUGGGCUGCAUCAAUAGGAGUAUAGCAUCUAGAUCAAGGGAAGUAAUAGUGCCACUGUAUUCUGCUCUGGUCAGACCUCACUUGGAGUACUGUGUCCAGUUCUGGGCACCACAGUUCAAGAAGGACACUGACAAACUGGAACGUGUCCAGAGGAGGGCAACCAAAAUGGUCAAAGGCCUGGAAACGAUGCCUUAUGAGGAACGGCUUAGGGAGCUGGGCAUGUUUAGCCUGGAGAAGAGGAGGUUAAGGGGUGAUAUGAUAGCCAUGUUCAAAUAUAUAAAAGGAUGUCACAUAGAGGAGGGAGAAAGGCUGUUUUCUGCUGCUCCAGAGAAGCGGACACGGAGCAAUGGAUCCAAACCACAAGAAAGAAGAUUCCACCUAAACAUUAGGAAGAACUUCCUGACAGUAAGAGCUGUUCGACAGUGGAAUUUGCUGCCAAGGAGUGUGGUGGAGUCUCCUUCUUUGGAGGUCUUUAAGCAGAGGCUUGACAACCAUAUGUCAGGAGUGCUCUGAUGGUGUUGCCUGCUUGGCAGGGGGUUGGACUCGAUGGCCCUUGUGGUCUCUUCCAACUCUAUGAUUCUAUGAAAGUAGUUUGCUUCUGACUGUGUGUGCGUGUGUUUUGCCUCUGUUCUCAAUGAGCUUUUUGUAUUGCUUAUAAUGAACCCCCUUGUUAGACCUCAUUCUUCUUUUCUUUCAGAUAACAUCCCAGAUGAACUGAAGGACCCAUUUUAUAUAGAUCAGUAUGAGGAAGAACAUAUUAAACCACCUGUCAUCAAGCUGUUGCUGUCCAGCGAGCUCUACUGCCGUGUCUGCAGCCUCAUUCUGAAAGGGGAUCAGGUGGCUGCUCUGCAGGGACACCAGUCGGUCAUCCAGGCUCUGUCUCGGAAAGGGAUUUACGUCAUGGAGAGCGAUGAUACACCUGUGUCUGAAUUGGAUCUCAGCUGUGCGCCAAUCAAAAUGGUUAGCUUAAGAAAAGAAAGCUUAACUUUUCUUUGCCGUAGUACCCAUUCUGUCCUUCAGAGUUUUUCACCUUAGCUUCCUCAAUUGUAGCCUGUUUUAAUUAGCCAACUUAAAAAAAUAAAUAUCCCCUGCUUUCUUCAAAUAUAUUUGAAUGAAACAUGUUCUUAUUUGUUCCUUAGAGUCCUCACAUGGCAAUGAUUGAUGCCCUCAUGAUGGCCUACACUGUGGAAAUGAUCAGCAUUGAGAAAGUGGUUGCAAGUGUCAAAUGUUUUUCUACAUUUAGUGCCUCAAAGGAAUUGCCCUAUGAUCUGGAGGAUGCAAUGAUAUUCUGGAUUAAUAAGGUAAAAAACAAUGGUGUAAAACAGCAUCUUUAGAUGUGAGUAGAUUUGAACUCUAUUGCAUACAUUUCCUGUAGGGAAAUGGUAUUCAGUAGUCAUUGCACUAUUAAUAAAAGUUAUCCCCCCCAUCAAACAAUGAGUAAACAGCAUAAACAUAUUUUAUAUUAAAAGAGUCUAAAUUAAUAAAACAGUGCUUUUUCUUCAUUUGACCAUAAUGACAUAAGAGCAGCCCUACUGGAUAAGACCAAAGGUAUCCCUAGUUAGUCCAGUUUCCUGUUUUCCACAAUGGCCAACCAGAGGUCUCCAGGAAACCUACAAGGAGGGCACAAAGACAAUAGUCUUCUCCCACUGUUGUUCCCUUACAACUGAUUUACAGGAUAUCUUGGUGGUAGCACACAGCUACCAUGACUAGUAGUCCAUGAUAGACAAAUUCUUGGAGGAAAAGGCUUCUCUUGUUUGAAAGCUUUGUAAAUUGGUGUCGGUCAUCACAUCACAUCUUGUGGCAGAAAAUUCAGCAGUUUAGAUACGUACCAAGUGAAGUAUUUCCCUCUGUUGUUCUUGACUUUCCCAUGUUCUAGUAUUAUGAGAGAUGGGGAAAGCACCUCUACCCACUCAUAUCCACUCAGUCUUUAUUGUUUUAUAGUGAAAAGGAUCUGCUUGCUACCAAACAUGAUUUUGGGGGACUUUAAUAAAAUUAUCCAAUGUGGGAGGCUUUAUUUAUGAGGACUCCAAUAAAAGUUACUCAUUGUUCAGACACAGGUUAGCUCACACAGCUACUCUGCUUUAUUGUGCCAACCCAGUGUGAAAAUCCACUUCUCAAAAUUAAUUUUAAAACUGUUAUUUUUGAAAAUGAUUAUAUAUGAAACCAGAGAUUGGCCUUAAUUUUUAAAAUAGGUUGGAAGUCAUACAUGUGAAGUAAAUCAGUUGGGGUCUUUAUUUAAGUCUAAACAUAGCUUUUGUGUAGAGGACUUUUUUCACACUAAAGGUGCCUCACUUCAGCUGGAUUGUGCCCAUUUUGCACUGAUAGUGUAGAAAUCAAGAUGUGGAGGAUGUGUGCAUUGAGGUUGAGAACUUUAAAAGGAUAUUAACCUUAUCCUUCAUGAUAGCCAUGUACUACCUCCAGUGUCAGGCAGUAGGCUUCUGUAUGCCAGUUGCUGGGAAUUGCUGUUGUGCUCAGGUCCUUGCAGCUGCCAGUAGGCAUCUCCUUGGCCCCUGUGAGAACAGAAUGCUGGAAUAGAUGGACCUUUGAUCUAAACUAGUGCAGGGUUCUUAAAUUCUUAGACUGUUGGCUGUGAGUCAUUUGCAGUGCCAUGUCUUUGGAGAAUAGUUGGUUGGGAGAGGGGAGAGUCUAGAAAAAAAUAGGAAGACAUUGAAAAAUGAAACAAGCACAGUGUGGGAGAGAACUGACUGGACAAAUCCCUGAAGCUGGAAUUCCUGAUACCUGCCUUAACUUGGGUGUCUGUAAUAUGUACUAGAAAGCAGAAAUGUUUUCUACUGUUUGUUAGCACCUAGAGCCUUAAGAUAAUGCAAGGAAAAACUGAGUGCAGUACCAUUUUGAUCAUCAGCAUGUGAAAUACUUUUAUGGGUGGCCUCUGUUCCUCCUCUGGUUUGAGUUCAGAAGCAUAGAAGACUGAUAAGGCAAACGGCAGUUGAACUGAAGCAGUACAAAUAUUUUUUGGGAAAGGUAUGUAAUUGUCAUUAUCUUUUCCCCUAUUUUUAGGUGAACCUGAAAAUGAGAGAGAUAACAGAAAAAGAGGUCAAACUAAAACAGCAUUUACUGGAAAGCCCAGGUCACCAAAAGGUAAAAGACACUUUAGAUGAAUCAUGGAUUUUAGUUUAUUCACAUGUAUAUUACUUGGAAAUAGAUUGUAUUACUUUUCAGCUGCCAAGUAGGAUGGCUUACCAAGUAAGCGGUUGUAAGCUGUCUUGCACUUCAUUUACAUAGAAUUCUGUACCGUGUGCAAUGCUUCUGGUUUCCUUUCCCUGCAUUCUUUGUGAUAACUGCAGGUCAAUGUGUGUAUUGAGCUUCCAAAUGCUUGUGCUUUUCCCAUGUGUGCCCUGAUGUUCCUUGAUUUCAAAGUCAAUGAGGAAGCCUGUGCAUUUGGAGGCUGCUCUGGUAUUUUGGAUUAGAGUAGUUGUCUGUACCCUGCAUUUUACUCAUCUCUUAAAAUGUCAAUGCUGUAUUUUCAUAAUAUUUAUAAUGUAACAUAUUACUUUCAGGAUUUAUUGUGAAGUUAUUCAGGAUCAUAUUUGCUGUACACAUUGAUUUGAAGAAAUUCAGGAACCCUUUCAAGUACUAAUAAAGCAUGUGCUAAAUAGUCAAAAGAAUUAUCAGUGUUACAUGUGCAACUCUUCCCCUCUUUUCUCCCUUUAAUUAUUUCAAUGCACUAAAAAUUGUUAAUAAAUGCUACACUUUCAUUACUGGGGAAUGGAAGUUUUUCCUCAAAUAUAAAUAACUUCAAAGUUGGUCUGAUUUGUUGUGAAUGUUUUGGCCAAACUGCACUGAGCUAAGUAGCACUAAAUACUGCUGUAAUGAUGUUAACUGGUGCGGAGCAAAAAACUCUUUCAGUAUCCUUUAUUGCAGAAGGAAGCAUUUAAAUAACUGCCUAUGAGACUUCUUAAUUUGAUGCUAGCAUUUCCUUCUGAGGAUACUGUUGGCUCAAGUAUUUGCCUACUACUAUUUCAAGAACCUACCAUGGUAUGAAAGUGUCUGUGGAUUGGGUGCAUUUAAGUAUUGCUUAUAACUUGCUCUGCUGAUGUUCCUCUCCUGUUCCCACAUUCCCUUCCCUGCUUCCUGAGCAGUCUCCUUCCAAAUGGUAUUGGAAAUUAGUACCUGUAAGUGAAUUAAUUCUAUGUGACAGUUGUCAUCUGCAAAACCAUGGCUUUUAGUAAUUCUUUUAUUGGUGUUCGCUUCCAUUUAAAAUGCUGCUUUCACAACUUACAAUAUACUCUCUGCUUAAGGAUUUUUUUAUAUUAAAAAAAUGUAGAUUCCAUUACAUGAGCCAACAUACUGUAUGUACAGCAUACUCAUCACUAUACAGCAUUUAAGAAUUUUGGGGAUUCAAAAUCUUAAUUUGGAGAAGCAAGGAAAUCAGUCAAACAUUAGGAACAAUCUACUGAUUGUGUGUUACUGUUCUCCUGUUAAGAAAACUCCUUUUAUGCAGUGCUAAGGUGAAGCUGGUCAGUUUAAAGUAAUUUGGUGCUUGUAUGUCUUAGAAAAUGGGUUGUGAGCAGUGCUUUUUUUCUAAAAAAAAUGUUUAGGAGUACUUUCAUUUUCCUACUCAUAUUGAAAUACUGCCCCUCAAUGAGGCCAAACUUAGAUUCACAAAAUGUUUAGGGGUAUGCGUACCCCUGUGUCCCCCCCAGAAAAAAGCACUGGUUGUGAGGAUUGACUUCCACAUUUGAGCUUUAGGCAGGGUGCUGUUAAAAUGUUUCCUAUACAAUGCAAAUUUUAUUUCUUGUGCUCAUGCAUAUCAUGGCCACUUGAUUCCAUUACUAUUAAUAUUUUGUCUCAAAGGUAUAGAUGCUUAGUACUUUAACAAAACAAAACAAAAUCUUCAGUAUUUUCUGUUCUGCAUUCCUAUGGAUAUGAUGGAUUCUUAUUUUGGUUCUAGAGGCAUGUAACUUGAUUCAUUUGUUGUUCUGAUUAUGUAAUUAAUCAGCUAAGGGAAGGCUCUGGAUUUGCGCCUGCAGUUGGCUUUAAAUGCUCAGGAGAGUCUGGUUGUGGGCAGUCUUGGUGAUGGAAUAUUAAGCUAUAUCAAGUAUUUCUUUGCCCUUUUCUGACAGUGAUAAUUGAAAUAGUAAUUAGGGGGGAAAUCUGUUAAAUGGGUCUUACAUUUUGUAAAUUCUUUUUGUGAACCACAUUGAGGGUUUUUUUGUUUUAAGCUAUAUAAUUUUUUUCUGAAAUAAAUGAAUAACUAUUGCUGCAAUCCUGAAACCAUAUGGAUAUUAUUGAUUUUAUGCUAACCAGUUCAAAGCUGGUAGCCAAAUGCCCUUGAUCGUAUUCAAGUUGCAUUGGCAUGCUCUUGCGAUACUAGCAUAACAUUCCUUGCUGUCAUCAUUGUGCCAGAGCUCCUGGUGCAUGGGCAGCAGAUGCCAUCCUAAGCAUUUAUUGGAUACCGCAGAAAGUCUUUAAGUGAGAGCAAAUGUCCCUAGCUUGUAAUAGUUUCUAAAAUUGUGUAGGAUUUAGCUUCCAGAAUGAAGGCAAUGCUAGAUAUCGCUCAAAACCAAGGUUUUCAAUUUAGUAACACUUAGUUUGCUUUGAAGUCAUCCUUCUGGUAUUGCUUAGGCAGUGGGGAGAUGAAGGUGGGAAGUAUGCUUUAAACUAACCAGAUCACCUUACUAUGUAAAGUAAUCUGCUUGAUUGAAUAAUCAUAUUCACUACUUAAUGGGUGUCAACUUGCUUGAAUUUAUUAUAUGAUUCUGAUUACCAUCUUGUAUCUUGCUAUUUUUUGUGUAAGCCUGAUCUGAUGCAUGCCCUAUCGCACUGCAUGCUGGAACCAGUGGAAUAUGCUCGUGUGGUACAGUAUGAUUCACAUUGCAUUACAUAUUUAUGGAGAGCUUCAGGCUGGGGGAAAAGCAACUUGCAUCUUGUAUUUAUAAAUCUCUUAAUUCAACACAUCUUAUAUGGCCCUUGCUCAUUUAGUAUGAUAUACCUUUCUUUUGCAUCUUUUUUGUAUAAUACUAAUAUUGAUAUUUGACAAAGCUUUGAUUAUCCUGCUGGGAAAACUUUAAAUUAAACUGAACUGAAUAAUUCAAAACUAAUUUUGUUGCAUUGCUUUUUCCCUGUCUUUGGAACUUGUAACCAAGUAAUACUUGUUUGCAGAAAUAAUUUCUCAGCCUAUGCUUUCCUCAAAUAUAUACACGUUUCAUACAUAGAUAUGGCCUUAAGUAGCUAGCUAGCAGUAUUGUGUAUUGUGUAGUAUAGUUUAGAUAAAAAUAAUGAAAUAUUUUUACUAUACUGUAGCGGUAUAGAACUGAAAGGUAUUUAGUCAAAUACUAUUUAUUGUGUGAUUUAUUAGCUUAAUACAGUCUCCAUGCAAUCUAUUGAAUAUUAGGAUUAUAGCACAAUAAGUGAAAAUGCUUUCUGUUAGACUGGUAACAACUUCAGUUGGAUCUGUUUUAUGCUAUAUUAUGCAGUAGCCUUAGGCUUUAGUUAAUAUAUUGAAAUCCCUGCUACUGAAGUGGGAACUUACUGAGGUGCUGCUUUGCUUAUUAAACUUGCAAGUAAUUUUACUCGCUAGCAGAGUACUCUUGAUACACUGUCAAAGACUAUUGUGUGCUAAAGCAAUUAUUGAUUUGGAGCACAGAAGAACCAAAGAACAGAUUAUAUCUGUUUAUGCCAGCAACUCAUUACAUAAAAUUAGUGCAUGCCGGUAGUGGAAUGGAGUCUGACAAGAAGAGCCUUGUAAUACAAGUACCAAUUGUUUUUCAGGUUGCCUGUUGGAUUUAUUUGUAAUUCAGCUUACAAAACUUUGGGUCUACCAGACUUAAUCUUUGCUUCACUGUUUCUCUAGGAUUGGUGGGUUGGUAUCACUAUUUCAAAUUAGGUACAGUUUAACCAACUAAAAAUGCCUCAAGGAAUUGAGUUUGUAGUUUUGUAGACUAUUUAUUAUGGUCAGCCGACCAAUGCAAUAGAAUAUCAGAUCACAAGAUCAGUGAUGAAUUAUGAGAAGUAUCAAGCUGAGGAAUGGCAAUCGUAACAUCACUGCUUCAUACUGUAAUUAUGACAAGACAAGUAGCUUUGCUACAGUGACAAAUUCUGCCUUCCUCUAUUAGGUACGUUAUCGCCGAGAUCACCUUUCAAAUAGGCAGUUACCAUUUUUCCCAUUGCUUGAAGAUUUGAUGAAGGACUGCAGUGAUGGGGCUGCUUUAUUGGCUGUGAUACAUUAUUAUUGUCCUGAACAUAUGAAGCUAGAUGGUAUGUGGAUAAGAAAUUCUAAGUGACCUAGUUUUAAAUAAUGUCUGAGUAGAAUGUUACGGAUUUACCAAAAUAGCUUUAUACAAAUCUAAUUGCGGUAUUCAUUAUAAUCUAAUUUAAAUGAUCCAAUAACUUUUAGUCCUACUGUUUGCAGUGGGAGCACAUUUUUAGAAAUAUAUCUGAAACUAACUACACAAAAAUCCUUCACUUUGGUUGGCUCAAACCCCUGGUCAACUGUCCUUUUUGCUUAUUAUGUGUAUCUAUGAUGGCAUGUAAACAAGGAUGGCAAUGCUGCUGCUGCUUCUCAAACAAGGUUGUUGCUUCCAAGUUACCACCUUUGGGGAGUUGUGAUGUGUAUUCUAGGCUUGUUCUCCAUGCAAUACUGAUCUAUAUCAACCCAAGAGAUUGAUGCAAAGGGAUUAGAGAAGUGGCAUUCAUUAGGAAGAGCCCAGGUUGAAUAUGUAUAAUGUAUGGUGAAUCACAUUUCUUACAUCUAAGUAUGGGCACGUUGUAUCCAGAAACUACCACCCUUAUACAUGUUCUAACUUAUCACUUUCCCCUCUCUCAUGCCCAGGAUACUCACUUUAUCUUUCCCGGCUGAGAAUAUCUCCAUGCUGAUACAAAUUGGCCUCAAUAUCCCUAGUGCAGCCUUUGCUAACCCAGUGUCCUCCAUGCUGGCUAGGGCUUAUGGAAGUUUUAGUACAGAACAUCUGCAGGGCACCAGGUUGGCAAAGGCUGCCCCUAGUGUGCUGUUGGGACUUUGAGCUGCACAGUUCCUGUGCUGUCUUUGAAUACCACUCCUGUAGUUUGACUUAUAGGCUGAAGCAAAGCACUGUUGGGAAAAGUGUUGACUGUUUUUUCCUGCAUGAUAACUGCAUGAGCUGAGGGUUAAUCCAUUGGGCUUCCUUGUGACACUGAUCCUUGAUGCUUUUAUCAUUGGUUAGAGAUCUGCCUAAAAGAGGUAACAUCGAUUGCUGACAGUAUCUAUAACAUCCAGCUGCUUCGGGAAUUCUCAAAUGAAUAUCUUAGCAAAUGUUUUUACCUCACACUGGAGGACAUGCUGUAUGCGCCUUUGGUCCUAAAGGUAAGGCAUGGAGGGAUUCACCCAAAUUUUAAAAGACACGUAGAUAGCUUAUUAAUGUUAAAAUCCUUUUUCUAGCCCAACAUGAUGGUCUUCAUUGCUGAAUUAUUCUGGUGGUUUGAGAAUGUUAAGCCAGACUUCGUGCAGCCCAGGGACCUCCAAGAAGUAAAAGAUGGUGAGAUAUUUUGAACUUCUGUAGCAAUAAUAAUAGUAAUAGUAGUAGUAGUAAUAAUAAUAAUAAUAAUAAUAAUAAUAAACAACAACAACAACAACAACAACAACAACAACAAAAUUUUAUUUGUAUCCUGCCCUCCCCGGCCAAAGCCGGGCUCAGAGCGGCUAACAACACAUAAAAAUAGCACAGUGUACAUAAAAUUGCACAGUCAAUUAAUUAAAAUACAUUCUAGAAUCAAAUCAGAAUCAAAUUAAUAGCAACCAUUGGGUUAGAGUUCUAUGCAGAUUACAGAAGACAAUUUCACUGAUGUGGCUAGAACGUUUUAUAUCAAAGCACUUUUUUGUUAGCCUGUGUGGCAUUCCUAUGCGUCUCCAGGCUUGAUUAUCAGAAGCUUAGGUCUUCUAGUGGAUGCACAGAGAGUUGCUAGAUGAGUGUCUUUUUUAUCCUUCCAGACUAGAGCUUAGUUCUUUUUUAAAGUGUAGGCAAAAUACAAGCUUAUCCUACCUAGUAUGCAGUGAGUCCAGCUUGUUAAGUAUUCCUACACUUGGUCCAGUACUUGGUGGCAGUGGGUGUCUGGAAACUCUUGGCACUUGAUUAAAAUAUAUUGAGGUCUGAUUCAGGAAAUCGAAGUGGCAUUGUCCUGCCCAUAAAUUAACAUGGGGCACCAUUCAUUAAGAGACAGCCCUAUGCAGGUCCUGCAGAAAUGGAUGAAAAUUGCACAAGAACGUUUUAUUUUGUUAUGACUGGCAUUGUGCUCCAUGGGCUGGAUGUAUGUCACUUUCUGCACUCCUUAAUCAUUCUAUUCUGUAGUCUUCAAUAGCCCCCAAAAUUGGCUCCUUAUCCUUGUCUCAUGGAAGCACUCUAUUUUUAUGGUCCUUUCCCAUCCUUCAUUUGUUAUAUCCCUCGCUCAUCUCCUAUCCUUUUGCAAUCACUGACUGCCUCCACUUCUGGACUGCCACUAUGCUUUGGGAAUGUUAAAACAGUUGACUUUAUAUAUAUAUAUAUAUAUAUAAAAGUGCAGGUAAAUUUGUUAAAAAGUUUCAGAAUCAUUAUUAAUAGGCAUUCUGCCAAUUUGCUGUUCAAAACAUAUCUGAUUACUGUGAAUUUUAUAUAUGCUUAUCUGAGUUUAUUGGAUUAUGAUACUGAUGAUUUGCAAUGGCAAGAAAUUUCAUAAAAUCUUACUUUGAGAGUGCCUGUUAGGGCUCUUGAUUGGUGGUAGCUCAUUUUUAAGGCAACACUAACACUGUAAAUGAAUGUGCAGCAAAAACAAUGUUGCAGCAGAAGAGUAGCCGCCUGCCUGUUCCUAUUUCCAACGCAACGAAACGCAGUUUCAUGGUGAAUCCAGCUGCUUCCAGUUCACCUGAUGUACAACUCCCAGUUCAGCUCCCUUUGGAGUCUUGCAACAGGUAUUCCCUGCAUCCUGAAGAAUUUGAGUAUCUGUAAGUCUGUCUUUCUAUCUCUACAUUCAGUCUUGCUUUCCUUACCAGUUUGGGAGCUACAGCCUAUUACUAGUGUUACCUUUAAUUGUGUCCAGCAGACUAAUUCCCUCCUCCUUCCAACAAUUCAAAUUAGGCAGCUGUGUGGAUUUUCUCCACAGGUUAUCUUAUUUGGUUUGGGCGAGGUACACAGGCUUACUGAAGGAUCCUUAUAUUUUGGAAAUGAAAACAUACUAUGAGGCCUCCGUUGUCUUUCAGUUUGGUCUGUAGACUUUUGGGAUACUGAAGGCAGCAACAUUUUCUUUGUUCUGCAUUAUGUUCCUCCCACUUGCAUGAAUAAACUUGGUGAGAAAGUGCUUGAAAGCCACUGAUACUCGAUACAUUGCUUGUGAUGGAAAAUGUAACUCAGUUCUGGUUGGAUGGCCGAAUCUUGAUUGUGCUGCUUAUAAACCCAAGUCUCUUCUGUGGCUGAGAGUCUCCUGGCUCUUUUAGUCCCCUGCUGUGAGAAGCUAUGGUGGUCAGAGUCAAUCUCUUUCCCUCUCCUGUGCAUUGGUGCUUCAGCCCCCUUCUCUCCUUCCCCUCCAAAGCUCUGUAUAAGAAUAAAGAGGGGCAACUGUUGCAACCUCCCAGUGCAGCAUCUUUAAUAUGGUUCUUAAGAGCAUGCGUGUCUGAAGAAGCAACUCUAGUUGAGUUUUAGGCAGAGUCUUAAGAGAUACACAUUUGGUAAAAAUAAUAAUAAAGGAAUGUAUUCAAGAGCAAGAAAUGUAAGAAACAAGGAAGUACAAUUCUCAGUCUGUUCAGGCACUGGUUGUGGUGGGAACCUUUUGCAAAAAUCUGUAAGCUAAUCGCACAUCCAAUAUGAAAAAGAAACCAUUUUCUGCGACUGAGUCUGUUCUGUCAUUUAUAGGCUUCUUUCUAGCUUUCAUGGGGUCCUUUUAACCAUCCAUGUAAACGGAAAGCUUCUUAAUGUAAAUUUCAAAUGUCUCCUACAUUAACUAUUAGUUAUUCAGUAACACAUUAUGUACAGUAAGACAGCUUUAAAGUUUCAGUAACUUGAAUCUUCCUAGUCGGGAUGUAAUUAAGUUCUGUAAAGGGCUCUUGAGACUUAAGUCUCAUUAUUCACCCUUCUCUUUACUCCUUCCUUCCUUCCUUCUUUUCCUUCUGUUUUUUUCCUUUUAAAUAUGGUUUCCUUUUAAGAAUGUAGUUCAUUGGCUUAAGCAUAGCCUCUUAAUUUCAGGUAGCUGGUACAAUUUUGUGUUGUGAGUCACUCUUGUUGACUGGCUUAAUUUUUUUACUUUGUUUUGGCAUUUCUGGGCGGGGGGGAUGAUGGGUGUUGUGUAGUAAUGUGUGUUUUUCCUAUUGUUUUGUUUUUUCUCUUGCAAAAAAACCUCUCAUUAAUUGUGUGUGUGUGUGUGUGUGUAUGUGUUUUAACAAUAGCGGAAAAGGAAACCCUGCCUUCAGCCCAUCCCAUCCAUUGCUGCCUUUGAGACAAAAACAACAGAAGUCCCUGCAGGGGGAGGACAGUUCAGGUAGGCACCUAUUUCUCUUGUGAACAUAGGAGCCAACUCCUAGGGGCUGAGGGGGCUUUGGCCCCCCCAUAGUUGAUGGGCAUUUCUAUUCAAAUGGUGUACUUGCACCACAUCAUGUGAUCAGUUAUGCAAGGUGGGGCUUACCUGGACCCCCCAAUAAUUUAUUCAAGUUGGCACCCCUGCUUGUGAACAACUUGAUGCAAAAGUAAUAGCCACAGCACAGAACACAGUUUUGGGUAUUUGGUCCCUCUGAAGUUGACAAUAGAAAGCUCCUAUUACUGAAAGAUCAGGGUUAGGAUGAAGAACACACUGCAACUGAGUGCCCCACCAGGUCUCUGAGUCUCUGGAACUGCAGCUGGGUCAGGCAAUAGUGUGGCUAGUUUAAUCUCACUUGUGAGAAAGGAAAGAGGUGGGGAUAGUAGUGGGCCCUGACUUACGUUUCCUUUCCUUCCCCUCCCACCCAUGUGAUUCAGUCAUUGAGAACUCUAUUCCUUUUCCCAAGCCAGACAGGGUACCUUGUGGUUACAACAAACUUUUGAAGCUGUUGCUCUAGAUUGUUGGAUGUUGCUGUGAGUAUUUUGGUAGGGGAAGGAUGAGCAGUUUUGGUUAAUCUGAGCACCAUUUGCAGAGAAAAUAACUUUGAUAGUGAAUGCCUUUUGUGGUGUUGCUUGGGCUGAUGUGGAACAAUCUUCUGACCUUCACAGUUCUACUCAUACUAUGCCUAUGUAUAAGGUAGAGAAACUCUGGCUGCAGCUGUACUUGGCCAUUUUAUAUCAAGAAUUCCCCCUACCAACUACUACUGAGGCUUCAGUCCUAAGCCUGGUUAUUUGGAAUUGAGUUCCACUUAGAUUGAGUUUUCAAUGCCAAUCAGCAACUCACGAUAUCUAGGCUUAAAAACAUGUGUACUUGUCAUAAUAGUGCAACAAUUUUGAGCUAUGGUAUAUAUGACAGCAGUUUUAUACUGCCCUCUAAUGGUGAAAUCUUGUUAAGUGGACAUUCUGUAAAAAUAAUGUAAAAGCGUAAAAUAAUUAAAAUCAAGAGUGUUUGAAAAGUUGUCCAACAUCCUUUAUAUAUAUAUCUAUAUAUAUAUUUGUAGAUCAACGGCAUCGUUCUAAUUCAUUGACAAAAGUAGAUGGGCAGCCACGGGAGUCAAUCCUUGCAUGGCCAGAGAAGAAGCAAAGGUAAUAUAUACUGGAUGAUAUUGUAUGGGAAAAGCACCUUAAUAUCUUUGCAUGCUGUUGACAUGUGGUAUGGUUUUAUUGGUAAAAAUGUUGAUAAUAGUGUUCAUGCAGAUAGCGUAGUAUUAUGGCCUGAUAAAAAUGCAGCAAUCUACUGUUGAUGCAGUGGUUAGGUGUUGAACCUGGUCAUGAAAGAGUUUUGUGCCUUGAUUUCUGUGAUGGGGAAGUGCAUAGCAUCUUCUUUCCAGUCUGUAAAAUGGAAAUAAUAAUGUCCUGCCUCAAAUAAUGGUUGGAUUCUAUCUAUUUGAAUACCAAUGUGUAAAGAAGUUCUUUGGAUAUUAGCAUAUUAUGAUAAUGAAUGUCUUUAGAAUUAGUCAGCUCUGAUUCUUUUCCUUGAAUUUCUGCUUCCUAUGAAGGCCAAAAUUCAAUGAAUUACACAAAUUCAUGUGAAUUCCAUAGCUAGAUGGGCAAUUUCUGCUAAAGCACCCCUAUCAGUUCUAAUGGGCAUUUUGUUACUUCUAGACCUGUUUCUCAGCCAGCACCAUUCGCACUUCAUUAUGCUGCAAGCAGUGAUGCAGACCCCAGUUCUGGUGAUAGCAUUAGCUUGGCUCGGUCAAUCAGUAAGGACAGCCUAGCAUCAAACAUUGUCAACAUCACUCCAAAACAGCAGCCUCAGUCUGCACCAGUGAAAAGCGAUGGGAAAAGUUUGCUGAACAAUGUAGAAAUUGAGGAUGAGGAUGAGGAUGAAGAAUUGAUCGCAGUAAUCUGCCCAGAUGCUACACUGAACCAUGGCAACCUGGAACUUCAGAGUGUGCCAGCUAGAUCACCUAGUCAAGUUGCAACCGCAUGGGCUAAGAAAUCACAAAGUGAAGCCUCCAAAAGCAAGACAGAUAGCUUUUUCCUUGAGCCUUUAAUGCCUGCUAUUCUGCGACCAGCAAAGGAAAAACAAUCAAUCAAUAAGGAGGAUGAAUGUGGGGAAGGAAAGAAGAGAGGCUUUGUAUCAAAGAGAGUGAGUGAGGGGCCCAUGGCUUUAGUCCGUAAGAAAGCCAAUAAUAAUCAUGCAGAUCACAUCCCCAGCAGAACUUUUGUUGCAACUUCUGGUUCUGAAUUAUCAGCAGUUGCUGGUUCCAGCAUGGCAGAUCCGUCAGUGCCCUCAGAAGUCAGAGGAGAGCCCUUCCAUCCCCAGGCAAUUAGUAGCUUAGAUACUUUAUCUCUAGAACAGUCCUCCACCAAAGCACAUGAGGAUUUGGCUUGCAGUACAAAUGUUGGCUACAUGAAAAGUCCAAAUUCUCGCAUUGCAGACACCUCAUGGACAAUGAUCAGGCAAGAUUCUGAUUCAGACAUUCUGGAUAUGGAGGAAGUCGAACAAGAUUUAGUGUCAGACGAUCAUCCAAUAAUUGCCAAGUAUAUAGGAGAAGAGGAAUCAGCAAAGCUGCAAGAAGACAUGAAGGUUAAGGAACAUGAAGAUAAAGAUGAUGCCAGUGGACGUUCAAGUCCAUGCCUAAGUACUGUUUCUCAGAUAAGCAGCUCAUCCGUGACCAGUGGGAGUGCCAGAAUGACUAACUUUGCUGAACGGAAGUUUCAGAGAUUGAACAACUAUGAAACAAAAUCCAGCACCAGCAGCUCACAGAAGACCACACCAGAUGGAUCAGAGUGUUGUCCUGCCCUGUUAACCACAUGGAAGCAGAAGAGGGAGCAAAGCCCCAACAGGCAGAACAAAGAUAAUGUUAACCUGCUGGCUUCUGAACUGGUGCAGCUUCAUAUGCAGCUGGAGGAGAAGCGGAGAGUGAUAGAGGCUCAGAAGAAGAAGAAGGAGGUGUUGUCGGCCAGGCAGCGGUUAAAACUGGGCAAGGCAGCAUUCUUGGGUGUAGUGAAGAAAGGGAAAGGGGCUGAAGUCUCUCAGCCACUUAAGCCAGAGCACUUCACAAAGGAGUAUUCAAGACACAAUGGGGAAGGCGUGGAUGCUACUUUGAGCUCUGAAUCUGAGUCCAUCUUCAUGAAAGAGGAAGGGGAUGAAGAGACUCUUGAUUCUCUUGAAGUGCCCAAAGUAAAGGCCCAAGAAACUGUUGCUUUUGUUGAGGAAAACAAUCCAAAAGAACCCACUCUACAUGAAAUAGAGAAAAGCAAAAUGAUUUCUGCUGCACUUCUAGAAGAGAACAUCGAAUCUGCUGAAUGUGAUCUCCCCAUUGAGAAACUAAAUGAAAUGAUCAGUGCCCUCCGGCAAGAUAUCCUGAAGAUUUCUCGGCAGCAAGAGCUUCUCAUGAAACAGCCAACAGUAUCGUCACUGAGAGGCGUCUCUCAGGACCAAAAGAUAAAGGCACCAGUUCAUUUUGUCGAACCUCUGUCUCCUACUGACAUGAGUGGUCUCCCUAAGCCACCAUGUCUCAGUCAAGGUCGGAGUCCUCACUCGGGGAGACCAUCUGAACUGAAAGAGGGUAAGGAGCGUCAGCAAGCCAUGAUGCGCAUCAAAACCCUGACUCCUAGCACUGACACCUCGCCACACUUAAGGCAGUUUCCAUCAAACAAUUCAUCCAAGACCCCGACUGAAGCUACUGUCGAAAAUAAUUUUGACCUGGACAGCACUAGAGAGAAACAGCGAGCAGGAUUUACCCUGUCCACUUCCAAAGACACAAAUAUCCUCUCUGAGGCUCUCAAAGAUGUGAAUAGUAACAUAGAAGACAUUAGCUUUGCUUCUUGUGAUAGCUCAGGGAAAGAGAACAUCCCAACAGAGGAGUCCACGAGAAGCAAAGGUAGCCUUAUUGAAGUAGACCUGUCUGAUUUAAAAGCCCCAGAUGAAGGAGGAGAAGCUGAAAGCCAAGACGACUCCACAUACCUGACUGGUGAAAUUGAUCAGAAGUCAGGAGUUAGUUUUUUCUUUAAGGUAAGAACAAUAUAGUGUUGUUGAAUCCCUGAUUAUUUGGUACAGCAGUAAUCUCUCCUUAACUCUUGCUUUUAACUGGGGUGGGCUGAAUAGUUCAUUUUGUACACCCCUAUAUUACAUGUGCUGGGUUUGGCGAUGUGGGUGGGUGGGAGCAUUGUGCAUAGUUAGAUUUUAUUUUUUUAAUAGCAUAAUAAUUUAAUGCUUAGUGUGUUGGCAUCCCUUAAUAUCACACUCUCUCUCUCUCUCUCUGUGUGUGUAGAUAUUCUGGCAAAUGUGGUUGAAGCAAAGGUGCAACAGUCAAUUUGUCAGCUCAGAAAUAAGUUGCAACAAGGGUGGUCAGCUGUACCCUCUGUUGUCAACGGGAUACUUACAUGCAUGAGAGGAAAGACCAUUAUAUGUUCCUUUUUGCUAGCAGGCACUACCUGGCAACAUGUAUUAUUAUCAUUAUCGUCAUUUUUAUACCAUUCUUUAUCUGAAGAUCUCAGGGUGGUUUAUAGUUACAGGUAUUGCUGGACAAUCCUACAUGGGGUCAGGGGAAUGCAGCAGUGGAUUCAUCACCCAUCCCAAGUCCUGCUGAGCUGUGCCAGCCAUGGCAUUAGGCAGUUGCAUAAUUUUUCCCUUUCACUGUACCAGCUGCAACUGACUGGCAACAGGUUUGCAACCUCAUUCUCCUUGUGGUGGCAUUUUCUGCAUACUUGUGGAGUCUGUAUGCUACAUGCUGCCUUAUGAUGGUUUGUGAUUCCCUUAGUGUUCUUUCAUUACAUAUGUUUGAUAAUGAAAAGGUCACUCAGUGCAGUAUAUGCACACACCUGUCUCAUUUAAGAUUACAUAGAACUUCUAUUACAGGGUGAGCUCCCAUUGCUUGGUCCCAGCUCCUGCCAACCUAGCAGUUUGAAAGCACGUCAAAGUGCAAGUAGAUAAAUAGGUACCGUUUAGGCGGGAAGGUAAAUGGCGUUUCCAUGCGCUGCUCUGGUUCGCCAGAAGCAGCUUAGUCAUGCUGGCUACAUGACCGGGAAAAACUGUCUGCGGACAAACGUUGGCUCCCUCGGCCAAUAAAGCGAUAUGAACGCUGCAACCCCAGAGUCAUUUGCGACUGGACUUAACUGUCAGGGGUCCUUUUUUUUAGAACUUCUCAAUAAUGAUAGAACUCACAGGUGAAUACUUGUGUGAGUUAGUACUUAAUACUUUAUUAUCCCUUUGGCACUGCAUCUUUGUACUUUUUUUUGGUCCUUCCAGUCUGUGACUCUUUAUAGUUUACAUUUUUAUUCUUUGUUUUCUUGCUUUUUGUUGGCACUUUUCUUAUUUUUGUAACAAAUCAAUCAAAAGCAUUUAACAAAAAUGCAAUGCAAUGAAAAGACAAUAGAGAGUACCUGGAUGCUUGCUUUAAGAUGUCAAUGAUAUUCAGUGGGAUUAUUUUAUUUUCUGUGUUUUCAGGGCCCAUCUAUUCCUGUGAUUGUAAUCUGUUUUAGCUGUUUUAAAUUAUCAGUUGUUAUAACCUGCUCAGGAACUUGCUGAUGAAGGGCAGAUAAUAACUUCGAUGAUGAUGAUAUGUGUAUGUUUAUAUGUAUCUUGUUCCUUAAUGGGACUCCAAAUGGAGGGGUUCCAAGCUGCUUUCUUAGCCAAUCACUGACCACAUUCCAGACCGGCUUAGCUUUGGAGAUGUUGCUGAAAUCACUACCUUCAAUUAACUGUCCUGGGGUCAUACACUGCAGAGUUUGUGAGCUUAGCAAGAGGGCUGAUAUUUGUUGCAAAUAUGGAAAAUGGCAGCUCCAUCGUUAAAGCAGCCAAAAAAAAUAUGUUUCUGUGCUCAGAUGGAAGUCAUGAGAUUUUCUUCAUAGCCUCAUACAGUGUUUGCUAUUUCUACACGCCACGCUGCAAAAACACAACUUCUCACUUGAAUUUUAAUUUGACAGGAUGGGCAGAAAGCAGAAGAUGAGCUUGCAAAGAAACGUGCCGCUUUCCUCUUAAAGCAGCAGCGCAAAGCUGAAGAGACACGCCUUAGAAAACUGCAGUUCGAGGCAGAGGCUGAACAAAAGAGAGAUGAAGCCCGGUAAAUUCAAUGUCUUGCCACACAGUAUAUAGAUGAGUACUUCAUGCUUUUAUGUUCUCACUUGAGAAAUUGGUAAUGAUGGGAUUUGAAGGCUGCCCUUUGCCUUUUUAGUCGUAAAGCUGAAGAAGAUCGCAUACGGAAGGAAGAAGAGAAAGCCCGGAGAGAGCUCAUCAAACAAGAACACCUGAGAAGAAAGCACCAGCAAAACUUGGAAGAACAAGGCCGUGGGAAGCCCAAACCCAAGCCCAAGCAGCCUAGGCCAAUAUCUGUUCAUCAGGAAGAAUCCUAUAGCAACUUGGAAAGAAAGUGUUCUUCUAUCCGUAAGCAGCAGCAGUCCUUUUGGUUCCUAUAACAGUAUAAUAAAGUAACUUUUUUCAUUGUGUAACGCCCUUUUUCUUUUGCCAGCUGAUAAUCUAAGUAGUGCUCAGUCGGGUUCUAGCCUGUCUUUGGCAUCUGCAACGACAACCGAACCUGAAAGUGUUAAUUCUGGCGGUGCACCUUCCAAACGGUAAGAGAAAGCAUAAAGAUUUAAGAUUCUGAUGUUGAAACAUACUUUGGGGUGGGGAAUGUUGCCCAGAUGCCACAUCCAGCCUUCAAUAGUGGCCAUGAACUCUCUGCAAAAUAGAGAUAAUUGCAACUUUUAGGUAACAAUAGUGUAGUAGUGACUGUCAAUAAAUUGUAAUGGUGCACUACUUUUAAAGUACUCACUAUUAGUGAAUGAGAAAUAGUCAUUGGGGUAAUAUAAAUAAAUUGUCAGUGUCAUGGGUACUGUAAACAAGAUUAACAAGCAAUUAGGGGUAGAACUGGGAUGGGAAACGUUUGAGCUCCAGAUGUGGCUGGAUUACAACUCCCAUUAUCCUUAACAAUUGCCAUGCUGCUGGAGACUGAUGGCGAUAUGGGUCCACCUAUACGUUCUCAAUCCUUUGGAAAUAAUUGUCUCAUUUCAGGUGUUAGCUGCUAAUUUUGCAAUUAUGAUCAUUGUCCACUAAUGGAGAAUUUGUUACAGCUAACUCUUGAUGGGCUUAUUUAUUCAUGGACUCUCCCCAUAAAAUUGUGACACACACACAAGUACUCCCUUGCUUUUUUGUGGGUGCUCCAUUAUAUGUGUGUGUGUGUGUGUGUGUGUGUGUGUGUGUGUGUGUGUAUGUAUGUAUAUGUGUGUGUGUGUCUUUGUCUUUCUACACACACACACACACACACACACACACACCCCAAUUUAAGAGACCAUUUCAUGCUUCUGACAAAGCAUGCUCUAGCCCGCAAGAAAUACUCUAAAAUAAUUUGUUAGUUACAGAUACUAUGUUUUUUUUUUAAUAAAGCAACUUAAGCAACUUCACAUGGCUAACCCUCUGAAGCACAUCUCUUUUCUGAGGGAGAGAGAGAGAGAGUGCAAAAUGUGGGGAGAUGGAAAAUUGGACACACUUGCUUUCCCCCCAAAUAAUCUGGUAGCUAUGAACACACUGCUCAUGUUCUUCUGAUUCUUCUGACAGAGUGAAAUCAAUGGAAACCUUGCCCAUAUUGAGCAGGAACCCAAGUCGAAACAUGGAGAGAGACUGGGAAAGCACCUCAGCAGCCUCUUCAGUUGCAUCAGUAGCAGAAUAUACUGGUAAACCUAAUACAUUUUAUCUGUACCUGUGUAAUUAAUGAUCAGGAUUAUAUAAGUCUGGUUGCCAGUAUGUGGAACAGUACAGUGCAGCCUUUAUUCUGUGGUCUCAUGCCUCUGAACAUACAGCAGGAAGCUGCUUUGAAACAGUCAGACCACUGAUCCAUCUAGUUCUUCUCAGAGUAGACUCACUGCAAUUAAUGAACCUUAUUGAUGACCAUCAAUUUUAAUGGGUCUAUUCUGAGUAGGGCUAACGCUGGAUACAAUCCUGUUUUAUGGGACUUUUAUCAUGGGAUGUAGAAGCUUUGCAAAUUUGCCUUUUUAAAUAUUGCUAGUGAAAUAAGGAAGAAAUUUCUUAAUUAUUUAAGGUUUUUUUUUUAAAAAAAUCUGCCUUUUCAUAGUUGCUCAAGAAGUCAAGAUAGUUCGCAACACUGAUAAAGACAUAUGAGACUUUCAUUUUAGCUGAGUUAUCAAGCCACUUGUUUAAAAUUUAUGUUUUAUUAGGUCCAAAGAUGUUUAAAGAGCCCUGUGGCAAGUCAAACAAAUCAAUUAUCCACAAUGCUAUUUCCCACUGCUGUCUUGCUGGAAAAGUGAAUGAGCCUCACAAGAAUUCUAUACUGGAGGCAAGUAUCUCUGCGAACAAGAGUUUUGGAAUUGGUCAGUUGCUGUAUACCUUGAUUUCCAUGCCCAUUGUUUGAUGUCUUCCAAGCAUAACAGUACAAACACUAAUAAUAUAUUAAAUAUAAUUUUAAGUAUUAAUGCAACUCUUUUAACAUGCACAGUUAGCAUUGGUUUUAAAAAUUUUGCCUUUUUUUUUUUUUUUUAACUUUGUUACUGUCCCAUAUUGAAUAACCCUGAUCCCUGGGACACAGUGCAUUUGCAGUGUGGAUGACUUCAUAUGGAAAGCUCUUGAGUGGCCAGCUUGCUAGUGUGUAUUGCAAGUCAUGCUUAAAUCAUAAUAGUCUGGUUUAUGCAUAAUGCUAAACUGGUUUAUUAAACUGUGGCUUAUAUGUUUCUUAAAUAAUAGCUUAGUGUUUUAUGUGUAAGGUUUGACCAGCAACUUAUAGAUUGUUUACAGCAAGGAUGGGGAAUCUCUGCCCUUCCAAAUGGAUGCUGCUCAAACUGAAAAUUCAAACUCAGCAGUGGCAGAUCUUGGUAUCUCAAAUUUCUGUGGUGCCCUGUGCGAUGCCAAAAUCUGGCACACAUCCCCUCCACCUCUUGCUUUCCGUUGGAUGUCUUAGUUGUGGUGCCUGAUGCAACACCCCAGAAGCUCCAUGCCCAGUGUAACCAAACCAGAUCUUCCUUUGCUCUCUUCAGCCCCAACUUGCAUGACCAAUGGUCAGGGAAGAUGGGAAGUUCCCCAUUGUUGACUUACUACCAACAAACCAUUGAAGCCAUGUUUGUUGUUGGUUUUCAGACUUUAAUUUAACUAUGGCUUGGUGUUACAUUGAAUCCAGUAGUCGCUUUGUUUGGCCACUCCACUCCAGAAACUCACCAAACUACAAAAGCAUGAGGCAAGAAAAUACAGCAGACUUGGGAGGAAAAAGCCAGUGUUUGUUUUAUCAAUUGUGGCACAACUUGUGGUUAACUCAUGACUUGUUUAAAAGAAUCAUAGCUUAGUGCUGUGCAAACCAGGUCAUUGUGGCACUGCAAUUUAGAAGUACCAAAUGUACCGUAUUUUUCGCUCCAUAGGGCGCACCUGACCAUAGGGCACACCUAGUUUUCAGAGGGGGAAAUCAAGGGAAAAAAUUAUGACACCCCCCCCCCCAGCUCUGGGAGCAGCGGACAGGCUGCAGGCAGCCUGUGCGCCUCUCCCAGACCUCCUUCCUGCUUUUGCGGGAGGUGGGGGAAUUCUUUAAAGGGGCUGUGCGGCUUCUGCUGGCUUUUCUAGGAGGUGGGGAAAUUCCCCCACCUCCCGCAAAACCGGCAGAAGCCGCACGCUCUUUAAAAGGGCUGCACAGCUUCUCCUGGCUUUUCUGGGAGGUGGGGGGAUUCCCUCACCUGUCGCAAAAGCCCGCAGAAGCCGUGCAACCCCUUUAAAGAGCGCACGGCUUCUGGCUUUUCUAGGAGGUGGGAGAAGGGACUGAUGCGGCCAGUCAGUCCCUUCUCUCUCCUGGGGAAAAGCCCGCAAGAGCGCACAGAGCUUGUGUGUGGCUCUUGGGUGCUUUUCCCGCCUGCCUCCCCCCUGCAUUCGCUCCAUAGGACGUGCACACAUUUUCCCUUGCAUUUUAGGAGGGAAAAAGUGUGUCCUAUAGAGCGAAAAAUACGGUAUUUCCUGACCUUCAUCUUGGGUACGUUAGACAUUGCCAGCAGUGUGCUGGGCUCAUUUAGCAGUCUUUGAUUUCCUGUGGUCAUUGCUCUCAGAAUUUUUCUCUUUCACCUCUAGGAGCUCAAGAAAUGUGAUGCCAAGCACUACAUUAUUUUGUUCCGUGAUGCUGGCUGCCAGUUCAGAGCACUUUAUUGUUUCAAUCCUGAAACAGAAGAAAUCCACAAGCUGACAGGAACAGGGCCAAAGAGCAUCACUAAGAAAAUGAUUGACAAGCUUUAUAAAUAUAGCUCGGACAGGAAGCAAUUUAAUAUCAUUCCAGCCAAAACCAUGUCUGCCUGUGUAGAUGCUCUGACGAUUCACAACCAUCUGUGGCAGCCCAAACAACCUGUAGUGCCAAAGAAGACUCAAACUCACAAAUGACAUUACAGUUCAGUGGGAGACUAUUGUAGAUUUCAUCGCUGGGGAGAAAUGAGUUUCCUCACCCUCUCUCUGGUUUGGGUAUGAAAUGAGCAGAACCAUAAUCCCUUUUUUAAAAAAAGAAAAGAAAGAGGCUUAUUAAACGUGGAUGCAAGGAAAGAAUGAAGGAGCAGCUUCAGUGUUCUUUUUGGUUUUUUUGUAUGAAUGAUAAAACGGCUGUUACACCCAUUGAUAACCAGAGAGGCUUUUCACAUGAGGGAAGGUGCAUGUAGCAAGAGUGGAUUUCUUUUUACUUGAAGUUCUUCAUUGGUACAAAUUGGGACAUCUUUUCUUGUUCCUCCCCUUCCCGCAAUCACUCUUGGAGUUAGCAUGUGCUGCCCCUCAGGAGAACAAGAAACUGGGCACUGUGGCAGGCUUUCAAGGAAUAUCUUUUAGACUCUGGAGACUUGAUAACAUACAAACAAUUGGUACUUGUCCCUACUGCCAACACUAAACCAGGCUCUGACUUGUGGAAGGAAAAGGAAAAUACUCCAACCCCAGACCCUUGCUGCUCAGAACCAAGUUUACCUAAAGUAUCAAAUCAUUUUUAAAAGCACUGAAAACUGUAAAAUUCGCCUUUUUUAAAAAAGAAAGAAAGAAAAUGGAGGACUUAUGCAAAUUAUCAUGGCUGAACAUUUCUGCAACACAAUCAUGAAGAGGCAAACAGGUGCUACUUGUUGGAAUAUUCCCAAUUUGAAACUUGAGGCAAGCUGAAUGGAGUACAGUCAACAUUGCUUUUCUGUUUCGAGUAGUAUCCUAACAGGAUUUUUUUUGUCUUUUUAAUAAAGACAGAUUAUUGAAAUAGUAGAACAUCUUCACUCAGAGCAUGUUACUCCUGUAUAAUGGUGCACUUAAUGAUCACAAAUUAUAAUGCUUUUAAAUUAUGUCCUGAAAUGUAAUUUAAAUUGGUUUUUUCUUUUUUCUUUGAAUGAGUACCAUGCUCUAAAAUGGAGUGUGUUUUUUGUUGUUGUUUUUUGUUGUUUCAACUUUUUUCUUUUGUGGCAAGAGUAUAUACUAAUAAAGGAGAAAAUAUACCAGUUUCCAUAUACUAACAAUUUUCAAACAAACCUGCAUUUUGUUUUUUUUGAAGGCUCAAUCUGAUGGUUUCAGUUUUCCUUUUCCAUGUAGAAAUAUUAAAUCUUGAGU